Messenger RNA from Rhagoletis zephyria (snowberry fruit fly), 61363 nucleotides. It is a transcript of the gene dpy, whose product is annotated as fibrillin-like protein dumpy. The record is from RefSeq and is a predicted model, not a curated record. Gene Ontology annotation, molecular function: zinc ion binding; calcium ion binding. Gene Ontology annotation, cellular component: nucleus. NCBI's taxonomy places the organism in Eukaryota, Metazoa, Arthropoda, Insecta, Diptera, Tephritidae.
GUACGGUGCGGAUCUCUCUCUUUGCUUUGAACGGACGUUUGCGUUUGCGUGUCAUAUACACUUCACUACAGUGCAUAUAUACAUACUCAACUGCCAAUUCACUUAAGUGCAUAUAUACAUACAUACAUACAUCUAAUACAUAUAUAUAUGUAAAAGUGUAGUAGCUCAAGCAAGCCUUUGAGCUGUGGUGUUAGAAAAUUAAAUAUAUAUUUUUGUAAAGUGAAAAUAUAGCAAAUAAAUUCUUAAAUAACUCAGCGUAGUUGACCGUAAAAUCGCGCAAUUUCAAAGCAAAGCUAAAGUAAAUUGUGUUCAUAGAAAAAUUUGCAAUCGCAAGUCGGAGGAUUUGUCUGCCCUCCGAACUCCGUGCAUAGCAAAUUUCUAAAUUGCAAGCAAAAAUUUCUUGUGUUCAAUCAAGCGUUUUGUGUUCAAAAAAUUUUAAUCCUCACUUUUCUGUUCAAUCUUGAUAUAUUAUUGCAGUGAAAGUUUCUAUUUGCGCAUGCGCAAACUCGAAUCAAUUCUUCGGCGUUAGAAAAUAAUACAAUUGGAGAAGAAAAAGAAUUACUUCAUUUUCAUAAGAGCAAAGUGCAAACAAGUCUGAAACAGCGUUUGUUCGCUUAAGAAAAUUUGUGCAAAGCGCAUUAGCGCUGUCCCCCAAGCAAAGUGAACUUUUCAAUUUGGAAAUCAAAUUGCGAUUUGGAAUUUAACUGUGUCUCGUCAAAGCGUGUGUCUCGCUGUGUGUGUGGAGUAGCGCGCAGCUGGUGACAGAAUGUAUUAAAUUCGGAAUCGAUUGCAAGAUAGAAAUGCAAAAAUGAGAAUAUUUUUGCCACUAGUCACGUGGAUAGUGCUACUUUCGAGUACAGUACAUUCACAAAUCAAAACAAUACGAUCGGACCAAGCGCAUUUGAAAAAUAGCCGUUUUGGUGGCGAAGUAUUUUUUCUUAAUCUCGAAGAUGGCAAUUUCGGUUGUCAAGUUAAUGAGUCUACAGAUUAUUUACAAAUAUUCGAAUUAUCGAAAUUAUGCGACGGCAGGCGAGAUUGUUUUCUCGGUGCCGAUGAGCUGAGAGAUGAGCUCAAAUGCACAAAUGACUGUGAUAAGGAUGGCACUCAGUGCACGAAUGGUGUUUGCUUGAAUGGCGUUUGCCAUUGUAACGACGGCUUUGGCGGUUGUAAUUGCGUUGAGCGAGAUGAAAACGAAUGCAAAUAUCGUCCAUGCGACGUGUUUGCGCACUGCAUCAACACGCUUGGCAGCUUCACGUGUACCUGCUUUCCCGGCUAUCACGGCAAUGGGCUUCACUGCGAAGAUAUCGACGAAUGCCAAGAUCCUACGAUAAGAGCGCGCUGUGUCGCGAAUGCCGAGUGCUGUAAUCUGCCAGCGCAUUAUCUCUGCAAAUGUAGAGAUGGCUAUGAGGGCGAUGGUGAAGUGCUGUGCACAGACCUCGACGAGUGCCAAAGUCCCACUGCCUGCGGUACGGGUGCCCAGUGCAUCAAUACACCCGGCAACUACACCUGCGCGUGUCCCGAGGGCUAUCACGGCGACCCCUACUACAGCUGUACGGACAUCGAUGAGUGCAUACAUCCGAAUGUUUGUGGACCGGGCGCAAUCUGUACGAACCUCGAGGGCGGUUAUCGCUGCGACUGCCCAGAGGGUUACGACGGAGAUGCGCGCUCCGCCAGCGGCUGUGCGGACUAUGAUGAGUGCGGGCGUUCGCCAUGCGGCCGCAAUGCGCAAUGCUUGAAUACAGAUGGUAGUUUCAAAUGUAUUUGCCCAGAUGGCUAUGCGGGUGAUCCAAGUCAAGGAUGUGAAGACGUCAACGAAUGUUCCACUAACAAUCCAUGCGGUUUGGGUGCUGAAUGCGUGAAUAUUGGCGGUAGUUUUGCGUGCAAUUGUCCGCCUGGCUAUACGCUCGAGUUUGAGAGGGAAUAUAGUCUGGGUGGCGGCGGAAUUUAUGGCGGCGGCAAUGGCACUUCGCUGAGGGUGACCGGUGCCGGUCUGGCCUGUGUCGACAUAGACGAAUGUAAUAUGGAUAAUGGAGUGGCCAAGUGUGGCACGAACGCUAAAUGCAUUAACUUUCCGGGCUCAUAUCGGUGCUUAUGCCCGAGCGGCUUUCAGGGACAGGGCUACUUGCAUUGUGAAAACAUCAACGAGUGUCAGGACAAUCCUUGUGGCGAGAACGCGAUAUGCACCGACACCGUCGGCAGCUUUGUCUGCACCUGCAAAUCCGACUACACCGGCGAUCCCUUCCGCGGCUGCACCGACAUCGAUGAGUGCACCGCAUUGGAAAAACCCUGCGGUACUUAUGCCAUCUGCGAGAAUGCCGCACCCGGUUACAACUGCAAGUGUCCGCAAGGCUUCGAUGGAAAACCCGAUCCGAAGGUCGCUUGUGAGCAAGUCGAUGUGAAUAUCCUCUGUCGCAGCAGUUUUGAUUGCACCAACAAUGCGGAAUGUAUCGAAAAUCAAUGUUUCUGUUUGGAUGGCUUCGAACCGAUCGGCUCCAGUUGUGUCGACAUCGAUGAGUGUCGCACGCAUGCGGACGCCUGUGGAGCGCAUGCGCAAUGCAUAAAUACACCUGGUUCGUUCCGUUGCGAUUGUGAAGCUGGCUUUGUGGGCACACCCCCACGCAUCGGCUGCAAGGAACCCUGUGAGGAUGUACAUUGUGGCGAGCAUGCUUACUGCAAGCCAGAUGGCAAUGAAGCUUACUGCAUCUGCGAAGAUGGUUGGACGUUCAAUCCAAGUGACAUUUCAGCUGGUUGCAUAGACAUCGACGAAUGUGAUACGGUACAUGGUCCCUACGGCAGUUGUGGCGUAAAUGCAACAUGCACGAAUACGUUAGGCAGCUUUAGCUGCACGUGCCCAUCGGGCUUCUCUGGCGAUCCGCACGCCAAAUGUGUGGACGUGGAUGAAUGUCGCGUGGGCAGCAAGUGCGGCGAAGGCGCGGAAUGUGUUAAUAUGAAUGGCGGUUAUACCUGUCGCUGUCCAGCGGAUUCAAUUGCUGAUCCAGAUCCCACGGUACGUUGCGUGCCGAUUGUUACAUGCGCCGUAGACAAAGAUUGUCCAGGCAAUGCAAUAUGUGAUGCGGAAAAACGUUGCCUCUGCCCACAGCCAAAUAUCGGCAAUGAUUGUCGUCAUCCCUGCGAAGCGGUUAAUUGUGGCUCGCAUGCGCAAUGCAUGUUGGCUAAUGGACAAGCGCAGUGCUUGUGUGUCGAGGGUUACACGGGUAGCCCGAACACGCCUGGCGGCUGUAAUGAUAUCGACGAAUGCAAGGCGAACCCAUGUCAGGCGAAUGCCAUCUGUACGAAUACACCCGGCGGCUAUCUGUGCCAGUGCCCGAGCGGCACAAGCGGCGAUCCCUAUCGAGAAGGUUGCACCGCUGGCAAAGUCGCUUUCACCUGCUCCGACUCAAAUCCCUGCUCACCAGGUGAAACUUGCGUCACAGAUUCAUACACUGGCAAUGGUGUUUGCAUUUGUCGACAAGGUUACGAACGCAAUGCGGAGACGGGACAGUGUCAAGAUGUGGAUGAGUGCUCACCGAGUCGGCAGAAAGCAGCUUGCGGUCUCAACGCGCUUUGCAAGAACUUACCGGGCAGUUACGAAUGUAAGUGCCCACAAGGCUUUAGCGGCAACCCGUUCGUCAUGUGCGAGCAAUGCAAAUCACCGGAAUGUCAAUGCCAACCACCUUACAAAUUGGUGGGCAACAGCUGCAUACUCGCGGAUUGCUCGACAGAUAAGAAAUGUCCAGGUGGUGCGGAGUGUAUUUCCAUUGCUGGCGGCGUCAGCUACUGCGCUUGCCCGAAAGGCUACAAAACAGGCCCGGAUGGCUCUUGCAUCGACGUGGAUGAGUGCGUUGAACGCGACGCGCAAGUAUGCGCUUUUGGGGCUGAGUGUAUCAACAUCCCUGGUGGCUUUACCUGCGCCUGCCCGGAUGGGUACAACGGCGAUCCAUAUCACGGACUGUGUGCGCCAGCGCAACGUAAGUGUGCCGCCGAUAAGGAAUGUGGCACGAACGAGAAAUGUGUGCAACCUGGCGAAUGUGUUUGCCCACCACCUUUCUUCCUGGAUCCCUACGAUAAUAACAAAUGCAAAAGUCCUUGUGAACGAUUUCCUUGUGGCAUUAACGCGAAGUGUACACCAACAGACCCACCACAGUGUAUGUGCGAACCUGGUUUCAAAGGAGAUCCGCUUAUGGGCUGUACGGACGAGGAUGAGUGUGCUCAUUUGCCUUGCGCUUACGGCGCUUAUUGUGUUAAUAAGAAGGGUGGCUAUCAAUGUGUCUGCCCGAAAGGUUUUACUGGUGAUCCAUACAAAAGCGGUUGUAUACUGGAGACCGGCGUGCCCAAGAGCACCUGCACAAGCAACGAAGAUUGCGCUAGCAAUCUGGCCUGCGUGGAGGGUACUUGCGUGUCGCCGUGCUCCAGUCUACUGUGCGGCCCCAACGCAUUCUGCGAGACAGAAAACCAUGCAGGCUGGUGUCGUUGCCGCGUUGGUUAUAGCAAAGAUCCGAACGGCGACUGUGUCUCUCAAUGUAAGGAUAUCAUUUGCGGCGGAAGCGCGCUCUGCAUACCAACUUCGGACGGUCCUACUUGCAAGUGUCCACAAGGUUACUUCGGUAAUCCAUUCCCUGGCGGUUCCUGUACAACGGAUCAAUGUAGCGCAUCACGACCUUGCGCUGGGCGACAAGUUUGUAUCAAUGGCCGCUGUAAAGAGCGUUGCGACGGCGUGGUAUGUGGCACUGGCGCCACCUGCGACAAGAGUAGUGGAAAAUGUGUUUGCGAACCCAACUUCAUUGGCAAUCCAGAUCUCGUGUGUGUGCCACCUGUUAAAAAUGCCGAAUGUGAGCCAAAGUGUGGCGAGAAUGCGCAUUGUGAAUAUGGUUUCGGCAACAGCGUAUGCGCUUGCAAUCCUGGCACAACUGGCAAUCCAUAUGAAGGUUGCGGACCACAAAGCAAAAAUAUCUGCGCACCCAAUAGCUGUGGACCUAAUGCUGAGUGCCGCGCUGAUGGCCAACAAAUUAGUUGCAUCUGCCCGCAAGGCUUCACCGGUAAUGCAUACGUGGGUUGCCAGGAUGUGGAUGAGUGCGUGAACAAACCGUGCGGCCUAAAUGCUGCUUGCCUCAACUCAAACGGAGGUUUUGAAUGUCUCUGCUUAUCUGGCUUCGCCGGUGAUCCGUUCAGCAGCUGUCAGCCAGUAGAUAGUGUUUUCUGUAGCGAUGCUGAGCGGUGUGAGUGCAGCGCGCGUGUGGAAUGCCCCGACGGCUUUACUUGCGAGACUGGAAGAUGUAAAAAUCUGUGCUCCAAAACUGCCUGCGGUCCCAGGGCCGUCUGCGAUGGCGGUAAGUGUAUCUGUCCACUCGGGUACAUCGGCGACCCGCAUGACACCAACACUGGUUGCACCAUUCGUGGUCAAUGCAACAACGACGGGGACUGUAAGCACUCCGAAAUUUGUUUUCAACUGGGCAAAGGUUUGCGUAAGUGCGUCGAUGCUUGCUCAAAGAUACAGUGUGGCCCCAAUGCGCUUUGUGUAUCAAACGAUCAUCGAUCUUCUUGCAUAUGCACUGAUGGCUACUUCGGCAAUCCCAGCAACUUGCAGGUCGGUUGUCAACCAGAACGAAAGGUGCCGGAUAUUGAAGAUAAAUGCAAAACAGAUAAUGACUGUGAGGCUGGAUUUUCAUGCGCACCCGAUAUGCAGGGUACAAGAGAAUGCAUCAAUCGAUGCACGAAAGUUGUUUGUGGUACGAAUGAGGUAUGCAACAUCGAUGCGAAUGGACAUGCGCUGUGCAAUUGCGCAGACAGUUUUGUUUGGAAUCCGGUUACUUCAUCGUGCGAGAAGCCCACACUGCCAGACUGCACCAGCGAUAAGGACUGUCCAACGGCUGCCGCCUGUCGACCAGAUGUGGUAGGUGUGCUUAAAUGUGUUUCUCUCUGCGACGAGUUCACCUGCCCGGCAAAUUCCGUCUGUGUGGCGCGCAAUCAUCAAGGACGCUGUGACUGUCUUUCCGGCUUUGUCGGUAAUCCGAAUGAUCGCAAUGGCUGCCAGCCGGUGGUCAAAAAUCAAUGUCGCACCAAUGCUGAGUGCGCUGAAUCGGAAGCUUGUAUUAAAUAUGGACCUAGCGAAAGUCUCACUUGCCGUCCGGCUUGUGAAAGCGUCAAGUGCGGACCCCGUGCGGUUUGUAUCACCAACAAUCACCUCGCUCAAUGUCAGUGUCCACCUGGCCCAUAUGCAGGCGAUCCAAAUGACCCCUUCAAUGGGUGUCAGAGUGUGCCUUGUGUCUACAAUCACGACUGUCCGCCAACGAAAAUGUGCAACCGCAUGACACACACUUGCUACGAUGUUUGUGACGAGGAGUCCUGUGGCGAGAAUGCUAUUUGCAUUGCUGAAGAUCAUCGCGCUGUGUGCCAAUGCCCACCAGGCUUCAAAGGAAAUCCCAUGCCAGAGGUGGAGUGCACCAAAAUAAGUGGCUGUCUUGCGGGUACUUGCCAUCAUUCGGCCAUUUGCGAGGUAACACCGUCUGGCCCAAUAUGUCGCUGCCCCGAAAACUUUAUUGGCGAUCCGGAAACCACAGGCUGCCGUCCCGAUAGUCAAUGUCCCAAUGGCGAUGUCGAUUGUCCAGUGAAUACCAUAUGCGCUGGUGGCCGCUGCAUUGAUCCUUGCGAUAACGCCUGCGGUCAAAACGCCGAAUGUAAGGUUGUUAACCGUAAGCCUGUUUGUAGCUGUCCACUGAAAUUCCAACAGAGCGGCGAGUCGCCUAAAGAGGGAUGCGUGCGCUCAGUUUCAAGAUGUCGGUCUGACAUCGACUGCGGCGGUGAAAUCUGUUACAACGGUCAAUGCCGCGUGGCAUGUCGCAAUGCGGACGACUGUUCGACAGGAGAAAAAUGCUUAAACAAUAUUUGUGUAAUUCCUUGCUUGGACCACAGCCAAUGCACAUCGGGUUUGGCUUGUUUGGAAGGCCUUUGCGUUAUUGGCUGCCGUAGUAAUAAAGACUGCUCCGCCGAUCAAUCCUGUAUCAACAACAAAUGCGAAGACCCUUGCAAGACGGGCGGCAUCUGCGGUCCAAAUGCGCUAUGCAGCAUCGACAAACAUCUCAGUCAGUGCACGUGCCCAGAAGGCUUCGAAGGCAACCCAACAGCCGAUCAAGGUUGCGUUCGCGUACCAGCACCUUGCUUAGCCACCAAUCAGUGUCCCAACGGUCAUAUGUGCAUUGGAAAUCAGUGCAACCUGCCGUGUCAGAAGAACUCAGUUUGUGCUAUUGGCGAACGCUGUUACCAGAAUGUCUGCCGCAAGGUUUGUUACACCAGCAACAACUGCCUGCCAGGCGAAAUUUGCAACAAUGACGGCACCUGCCAGCCGGGCUGCGACUCCGAUGCCGAUUGUCCGCCGACUGAGCUUUGCCUGAGCGGCAAGUGUAAGUGCGCGUCCGGUUUCAUUGGCACGCCUUUUGGCUGCUCUGACAUUGACGAAUGCACAGAGGAACCUUGCCAUCCAACAGCGCGCUGCGAGAACAUACCCGGCUCUUACCGUUGCAUAUGCCCCGAAGGUACAGUAGGCGAUGGGCUCUCUCAACAAGGCUGCAUCGCUCCCAAAGAAUGCUACAGGGAUGAGGAUUGCGCAAACAAUCUAUCCUGCGUUAACGACAAAUGUACGGAACCCUGCACGAAUACCACCUGCGGACCGCAUGCGCUGUGUAUUGCUGAAAAUCAUCAGGCUGCUUGUGACUGCCCACCCGGUCAUUUGGGCGACCCAAGCGAACAUACGGUCGGCUGCUUCAAAGUCGAAUGCAUCGUCAACGAAGACUGCGCUAGUGACAAGGCAUGCGAUAGUGAAACCAAUCGUUGCAUCAAACCCUGCGAUCUAAUAUCUUGCGGUAAAGGCACCUGUAAUGUAGCCAAUCACGAAGCGCUUUGUUCCUGCUAUGAGGGCUAUCAGCUCGUCAACGGUGAGUGCGAGGAUAUUGACGAAUGUCUGUCAAAACCUUGCCACAGCACCGCCAUGUGCCAAAAUCAUCCCGGCAGCUACCAGUGUCUAUGUCGUGAAGGACUCAUAGGCGAUCCAAUCAAUGUGGGUUGCCGUGACCCCAACGAAUGUCUCACCGACUCGGACUGUCCUUCCAGCGCAAGCUGUCAAAAUUCGCGCUGUCGCAGUCCUUGUGAGCGCGAGAAUGCCUGCGGUCGUAAUGCUACCUGCUCGGCGCAAUCACACAAUGCCAUCUGCACUUGUCCAUCUAAUGCGCGCGGUGAUCCAUCCGUCGAAUGUGUCUAUAUCGAGUGCUCCGACAAUGAGGACUGCGCCAAUGAGAAGGCUUGCUUGGAAUCGAAAUGUGUGGACCCAUGUACGCUACCGAAUGUUUGUGGUGCAAAUGCACGUUGUACCGCACAGAAUCACAUAGGCGUGUGUACUUGCGAAACUGGCACAACCGGUGAUGCACAACUCGGCUGCGUAGCGCUACAAUACUGCAACACAGACAGCCAAUGCGCCUCGGGUACAAUUUGCACCAAUGGCAUAUGCGCUACGCUUUGCUCUUCCGUGCGCGAUUGUAUCUCCGAUCAGCUAUGCAUACAAGGCGUGUGUCAACCCACAUGCCGCACAAAUUCAUCCUGCCCCGAAUUCCAGUACUGUCUCAACAAUAUUUGCACCAAAGAGGUGCUCUGCCGCAACGACGAUGACUGCGAUGUGAACGAAAAUUGCAUACAGGAUAACUAUGGUCGCGCUUCGUGCGAGAAUGUAUGUCUAGGACGCGCCAUUUGUGGACGCAACGCCGAGUGUAUUGCGCGCAGCCACGCGCCCGAUUGUGAAUGUAAGGAAGGCUUCUUCGGCGAUCCAAAGAGCGGUUGCCGCAAAAUUGAAUGUAACACAGACGCGGAGUGUUCGCACGACAAGACCUGCGACGAUCACAUGUGCAAGAUAGCUUGUCUCAUUGGCGAUCCAUGUGGCGAUAAUGCACUCUGCACUACAGAAAAUCACAAACAAAUAUGCCAUUGUCAACCGGGCUAUACCGGUGAUCCGCGUGUGCGUUGUGACGUUAUCGACUUUUGUAAGGAUGCGCCGUGCGGUCCAGGUGCACGUUGCCGCAAUUCGCGUGGCUCUUUCAAAUGUACCUGUCCUCCCGGUUUGGUUGGUGAUCCCUACAAUGAAGGUUGUCGCACCGCGGUGGAGUGUGAAACUAGCGAUGAUUGUCCCCCGCAUGCUGAAUGCACGAAAAUUAACGGUAUAACCAAGUGUCAAGAUGUUUGUGCGAAUGUUAAGUGUGGCACGAAUGCCGAAUGCAUACCCAAAGGUCAUCAAGCUCAUUGUGCAUGCCGUAAUGGCUACGAUGGUAAUCCCGCUGAUCGGGUUACCGGUUGUAAGCCACUACCCGUACCAUGUCAAAUGACCAGCGACUGCUCGACAAAUACCUACUGUUCGGAUAGUAUUUGUAAACCUGCCUGCAUACUCGACACCGAAUGCGGCUCAUCGGAGGUAUGUCAAGGUGGCCAAUGUAUCAAUCCCUGCCUGCAGGCACAAGCUUGUGGCAUGAAUGCCGAAUGUCACAUACAAACACAUUACAAGCAAUGCUCUUGCCCAGCCGGUUUCACCGGUAACCCAGAUGUCGAAUGUGUACGCAUACCCGUGGCCUGUGCUAGCGAUGCGGAAUGCCAUGAUGGCUACAACUGCCACGACUCAAUGUGUCAACCGGCUUGUCAAAACGAUCAGGAUUGUGCAUUGAAUGAAAAGUGUCUACGCGGUAGCUGUAUGCUGACAUGUCGCGUGGACAACGACUGCUUCCUCGGACAUGUUUGCUUGCACAACAAGUGCGUAUAUGGCUGUCGUACCGAUGACGAUUGUAGCGCUUCUGAAUCCUGUCGAAAAGACAAGUGCACCAACCCCUGCCUGGAGAAUCCUUGCGGCCCGAAUGCCGCUUGCUCGGUGUCUAAUCAUCGCGCCAUUUGCAGCUGCCUUGAUGGCAUGGUACCGAGUCCUACACCACAGGUCGGUUGCGUGCGCAGUCCGCCUCUGGGCUGUAAUGAAAACCGCGAUUGUGCAAAUGGUUUGGCUUGCUUUGAGUUUGCCUGCCGUCCGUUGUGCGCCGAUAAUGCUGGUUGCCUUUCGAAUGAACGCUGCCAAGGUGGCGUGUGUAAACCACUCUGUCGACGUGAUGAUGACUGCCGCAACAGCGAAGUUUGCUUGGGACUGACGUGCGUAGCUGGUUGCCGCUCGGAUCAGGGCUGCCCGCAUGAACUGUCGUGUGUCAAUCAACAGUGCGUAAAUCCUUGUGCCGAACCAGCAGCCUGCGGCACGAAUGCUGAAUGUCUAGUGAUCGAUCAUCAUAAGCAAUGCGAAUGCCCGCAGGGUCUUGUCGGCAAUGCGGAAGUGUCAUGCAAAACGCCACGCAUUGCUUGUACGCACAAUGAAGACUGCGGUGGCACUCAACUAUGCUACGGCGGCAGUUGCCAAGGAAAAUGUCGCAACGAUCAGAAUUGUUUGGCGGAUGAGCGCUGCAUGCGCGGCACUUGUCGUACAGUUUGCAACACCGACUCUGCCUGCGCGCAAGGACAAAUCUGCGAAAAUCGUGUCUGCCAAAUCGGCUGUCGCAACGAUCUCACCUGCCCCAGCGAUGAGGCUUGCAUCAACAAAAAAUGCAAAAAUCCCUGUGAUGCGCCAGGGCAAUGUGGACAAUGCGCCAAUUGCUUGGUGGUCAACCAUGGCGUGCAGUGUAGCUGUCCGAAUGGAUUCCUCGGCGAUGGACUUAGCGGUUGUCAACAGCCGCCACAACGCUGCAAUCCCAGCUGUCAAUGUGAUGAAACGAACACCUACUGCGCUGACGCGUGCACACGCUCGGACGACUGCGCUUGCGGUCAAGUGUGCGCGCGUGGCAAAUGCCGUCAAAAGUGUGGCGCCGGGCGUAACUGCCCACUCGGACAACUCUGUGAACGCGGCACCUGUCUUGCCGGCUGCAAGACAAACUCCGACUGCCCCACUGAUCAGAGUUGCCUCAGUGGCAAAUGCGCUGAUCCUUGUGCAGACAAGUCAGCUUGUGGGCGUAAUGCGCUCUGCACCGUAUCCGAUCAUCGCAUGCUUUGCUACUGCCCCGAUGGCUAUGAGGGUGAACCGAGCAAGGAAUGCGUACAAUUCGAAUGCGCGGAAGAUGCCGACUGUGAACCGAAUAAGCGCUGUGAUGCGGGUAAAUGUCGCAACCCCUGUUUGGAAUAUGGCGCGUGCGGUGUCAAUGCGCAAUGUCGUGUUGUGGAUCGCAAACCACAAUGCUCAUGUCCACCGGACUACUUUGGCAGUCCCGAAACGGAGUGUCGUCCAUUGGAUGGUGGUUGCGCAAAUCAUCCCUGCGGCGCUAAUUCUAAAUGCACGGAAGUACCUGGCGGUUAUGAGUGUGCCUGCCUGGACGGUUGUAUGGGUGAUGCGCACAAGGGAUGCGUCUGCGAAGGACAUCUGGUGAAUGCAUGCGCCGAACAACCAUGCGGGCAGAAUUCGGCUUGCCGCGUGCUCGAUCACAACGAAGCGCAAUGCUAUUGCCCCGAGGAGUUCCCGUACGGCGAUGCGUAUGUGCAAUGUUACCUAACACCGCCACAAGAAGACUGCCGCACUCAGGGUUGCAUUACAGGCGAAUGCGUACGCAAAGGCGUCGACUAUGUCUGUCGGCACGACACCGAACAAUGCACAUCAGACGUCGAAUGUCCCAGUGAGAAAUCAUGCCUGCAAGGACACUGUGUUGAUCCUUGUUCGGUGCGUGGCGUUUGUGGCGCUAACGCGCUUUGCAAAAGCGUACUACAUCGACCGCGUUGUUCCUGCCCCAGUUGCUAUAUUGGACGUCCCGAAGUGGAAUGUAAGCCUGAUCCCAAGUGCACAGAUGUCACGGCGCUGCAACCACGUGAUCCACAGCAGCAAAUACCCUGCACGCAGGAUAGCGAUUGUCCCGACACGCUACAAUGUAGUCACUAUGGCCAAUGCGCCGAUCCUUGCCAGAAUCCGCUCUUUAUUUGUGGUGGCAGCAAGAAAUGUGAAACGAGACGCCAUCAACCGGUAUGCGUCUGCAAGUCUGGCUUUAUUGUUAACGAAUAUGGUGAACUGACAUGUGCGCCUGAGAAGCGUGAAUGCUAUCGCGAUGAUGAUUGUGCCUCGAAUAUGGCUUGUAGUGAGGGUAAAUGUCGUAGUCCGUGCGUAGUGCCGGUAGGUAGACAGCCUAUCUGCGCUGAAAAUAAAUCAUGUGAAGUGCAAGAUCACAAGCCGGUCUGCAUAUGUAUGAAGGAUUGCCAGCCGUCAAUAUCGAUUUGUCUGCGUGACGCGGGCUGUCCGUCGGGACUGGCAUGCCGCUCAUAUCAGUGCGUAAAUCCGUGCGAUUUUGCAACGUGUGCGCCCAAUUCGCCAUGCAUCGUCGAGGAUCAUAAGCCGAUUUGUAAAUUCUGCCCGCCUGGAUUUAUAGCCGAUGCCAAGAAUGGAUGUCAAAAAGCUAUAACACCAACUAUUCUACCUCCAACUCCGUCAGCGGCGGGUGCCAACUGUACACAAGAUGCGGACUGCGAUGAAACGUUACAGUGUAGUGCGCUCCGGCAAUGCGUUGAUCCCUGUACAAUCGUUUGUGCGGAGUCUGCACUAUGUAUUGUGAAAGCACAUCGCGUGGCAACAUGUAUUUGCGCUGAUAGUUUUAGUGGUAAUACUACUACCGUCAAAUGUAUUCCCAUACUAUUUGAUAUUCCAUCAUCGACCGUAGAAAAUACGACACAACUUAUACCCCUGGACCGUACAGACACGACUGCUACGACUAUGAAAUACACUACAAUGUAUUUGACGAACCAAACAGAAAUGCGUACACGCUAUACUGAUAUAGUUGCCGAAACGGAGACAGAGUCAUACGAUAGUACGACAAAGGCGACAGAGUUCCGAAAAACUACGCUCAGACCAGAAACAACAGUAGGAUACACUACGAUUCCUGGUGUCAGAAUCACCACUGAAGGCGCCACAACACCUUCAGCUGAAGCCGGAAUCACAGCUACGCCUACUCCGGCCACCGAAGCUCCUUCGGUUGAGACUACAGUUGGACACACUACGAUAUCUGGUGUCAGAAUCACCACUGAAGGCGCCACAACACCGCUAGGAGCCGCAACAACCCCUUCAGGCGAAGAUGGAAUCUCAACUACGCCUGGUCCGGCCACCGAAGCUCCUUCGGUUGAGACUACAGUAGGAUAUACCACAAUUCCUGAUGUCAGAAUCUCCACUGAAGGAGCCACAACACCAACAGGAGCCGCAACAACACAUUCAGCUGACGCCAGAAUUACAACUACGCCUGGCCCGGCAACAGAAGCUCCUUCGGUUGAGACUACAGUAGGACACACUACGGUUCCUGGUGUCAGAAUUACUACUGAAGGCGCCACAACACCACCAGAAGUUGCCACACCGCUUUCAUUUGAAGCCAGAAUCACAACUACACCUGGACCGGCCACCGAAGUUCCUUCGGUUGAAACAACAGUACGAUACACCACGAUCCCUGGUGACAGAAUCACCACUGAAGGAGCCACAACACCAACAGGAGCCGCAACAACACCUUCAGUUGAGGCCAGAAUCACAACUACACCUGGUCCAGCCACCGAGUUUCCUUUGGUUGAAACAACAGUAGGAUACACUACGAUUCCUGGUGUCAGAAUCCCCACUGAAGGAGCUACAACACCAUCAGGAGCCGCAACAACACCUUCAGUUGAGGCCAGAACCACAACUACACCUGGUCCAGCCACCGAGUUUCCUUUGGUUGAAACAACAGUAGGAUACACUACGAUUCCUGGUGUCAGAAUCACCACUGAAGGAGCGACAACACCAUCAGGAGCCGCAACAACACCUUCAGUAAAGGCCAGAAUCACUACACCUGGUCCGACCACCGAGUUUCCUUUGGUUGAAAAAACAGUAGGAUACACUACGAUUCCUGGUGUCAGAAUCACCACCGAAGGAGCUACAACACCAUCAGGAGCCGCAACAACACCUUCAGUUGAGGCCAGAAUCACUACACCUGGUCCGGCCACCGAAGUUCCUUCAGUUGAAACAACAGUAGGAUACAUUAUGAUCCCUGGUGUCAGAAUGACCCCUGAGGGCGCUACAACACCACCAGUAUCUGCAUCAACACCUUCGGGUGAGACCAAAAUCACAAACACACCUGGUCCGGCCACCGAAGUUCCUUCAGUUGAAACAACAGUAGGAUACACUAUGAUUCCUCGUGUCGGUAUUACCACUGAAGGAACAACAAUACCAUCAGGAGCCGCAACAACACCUUCAGUUGAGGCCAGAAUCACAACUACACCUGGUCCAACCACCGAAAUUCCUCGAGUUGACACAACAGUAGGAUACAUUACGAUCCCUGGUGUCAGAAUGACCACUGAGGGCGCUACAACACCACCAGUAUCUGCAUCAACACCUUCGGGUGAGACCAAAAUCACAAACACACCUGGUCCGGCCACCGAAGUUCCUUCAGUUGAAACAACAGUAGGAUACACUAUGAUUCCUCGUGUCGGUAUUACCACUGAAGGAACAACAAUACCAUCAGGAGCCGCAACAACACCUUCAGUUGAGGCCAGAAUCACAACUACACCUGGUCCAACCACCGAAAUUCCUCGAGUUGACACAACAGUAGGAUACAUUAUGAUCCCUGGUGUCAGAAUGACCACUGAGGGCGCUACAACACCACCAGUAUCUGCGACAACACCUUCGGGUGAGGCCAAAAUCACAAAUACACCUGGUCCGACCACCGAAGUUCCUUCGAUUGAAACAACAGUAGGAUACACUAUGAUUUCUCGUGUCGGUAUUACCACUGAAGGAACAACAAUACCAUCAGGAGCCGCAACAACACCUUUAGCUGAGGCCAGAAUCACAACUACAUCUGGCCCGACCACUGAAGUUCCUUCAGUUGAAACAACAGUAGGAUACAUUACGAUCCCUGGUAUCAUAAUGACCACUAAGGGCGCUACAACACCACCAGUAUCUGCGACAACACCUUCGGGUGAGGCCAUAAUCACAAAUACACCUGGUCCGGCCACCGAGUUUCCUUUGGUUGAAACAACAGUAGGAUACACUACGAUUCCUGGUGUCAGAAUGACCACUGAGGGCGCUACAACACCACCAGUAUCUGCGACAACACCUUCGGGUGAGGCCAUAAUCACAAAUACACCUGGUCCGGCCACCGAGUUUCCUUUGGUUGAAACAACAGUAGGAUACACUACGAUUCCUGGUGUCAGAAUGACCACUGAGGGCGCUACAACACCACCAGUAUCUGCGACAACACCUUCGGGUGAGGCCACAAUCACAACUACACCUGGUCCGGCCACCGAAGUUCCUUCGGCUGAAACAACGGUAGGAUACAUUACGGUUCCUGGUGUCAGAAUAACCACUGAAAGCGCCACAACACCACCAGUAGCUGCAACAACACCUUCAGGUGAGACCAGAAUCACAACUACACCUGGUCCGGCCACCGAGUUUCCGUCGGCUGAAACAACAGUAGGAUACACUACGAUUCCUGGUGUAAGAACUACCAGUGAAAGCGCCACAACACCACCAGUAGCUGCGACAACAACUUCGGGUGAGGCCAUAAUCACAACUACACCUGGUCCGAGCACCGGAGCUCCUUCGGCUGAAACCACAGUAGGAUACACUACGAUUCCUGGUGUCGGUGUUACCACUGAACGAACUGCAACACCACCAGGAGCCCCAACAACACCCUCGAGUGAGACCAGAAUCACAACUACACCUGGUCCGGUCACCGACGUUCCUUCGGUUGAAACAACAAUAGGAUACACUACGAUUCCUGGUGUCGGUAUUACCACUGAAGGCACUACAGCACCACCAGGAGCCGCAACAACACCAGCAGGAGAUGCCACUGACGUUCCUUCGGUUGAAACAACAGUAGGAUACACCACGAUUCCUGGUGUCCGAACUACCACUGAAGGAGCCACAACACCUUCAGUUGAGGCCAGAAUCACAACUAUACCUGGUCCGACCACCGAAGUUCCUUCGAUUGAAACAACAGUAGGAUACACCACGAUCCCUGGUGACAGAAUCACCACUGAAGCAGCCACAACACCAACAGGAGCCGCAACAACACCUUCAGUUGAGGCCAGAAUCACAACUGCACCUGGUCCAACCACCGAAAUUCCUCGCGUUGAAUCAACGGUAGGAUACACUACGAUUCCUGGUGUCAGAAUCACCACUGAAGGAGCUACAACACCAUCAGGAGCCGCAACAACACCUUUAGUUGAGGCCAGAAUCACAACUACACCUGGUCCAACCACCGAAAUUCCUCGCGUUGAAUCAACGGUAGGAUACACUACGAUUCCUGGUGUCAGAAUCACCACUGAAGGAGCUACAACACCAUCAGGAGCCGCAACAACACCUUUAGUUGAGGCCAGAAUCACAACUACACCUGGUCCGACCACUGAAGUUCCUUCAGCUGAAACAACAGUAGGAUACAUUACGAUCCCUGGUGUCAGAAUGACCACUAAGGGCGCUACAACACCACCAGUAUCUGCGACAACACCUUCGGGUGAUGCCAUAAUCACAACUACACCUGGUCCGGCCACCGGAGUUCCUUCGGCUGAAACAACAGUAGGAUACGCUACGAUUAUCACUGAAGGAACUACAAAACCACCAGGAGCCGCAACAACUCCUGCAGGUGAUACUAGGAUCACAACUACACCUGGGCCGGCCACCGAAGUUCCUUCCGUUGAAACGUCUGUGGGUUACACUUCAGUCCCAACAUUCAGAACCACAAAAGAGGGAGUAACUGUGGUUCCACCACUUGAAACAACUACUGGCUCUUUGAUUGUUCGAACCACCAGCGGCUUGGUUGAAAUUGUAACACCCUCCGGCUAUGGCACUGCAAUACCUACCACGCAACGUACUGUCACCGUUACACCCAUCUACGUAGAAUCAACCACACCAGAAGCAUUUAUGCUGACUACACCUGAAGUCAGUCCUCUAACGACCUUGCAAGUGUCCUAUGGCGCAAAUGUGACAACAACUGAAGCUACGGUGGAGGGUAAUGAAACCGCCAAAACAGUAAGACCACACCUAGCCAGUACAAUACAACCCCCGACCAAACCCUCAAUCCGCUGUAAGACAGACACUGACUGCACGAACGAAGAGUUCUGUUUACGUGGGGAUUGCAUUAACCCCUGCCUACUCUUACCGACCUUCUGCCAAAUGCACAGUCCUGACUAUAUGAUCUGUCGAACAGUUCAACAUGUGCCUAUGUGCUUUUGCGAUAAUGCAGCCGAUGUAAAUACACCUGAUUGUCAUAGAAUUGCAGAAAUCGGCUGCUCCUCGAGCGACGAAUGCCCCACGCAACGCGCUUGCGUCAAUGGCGUUUGCUUGGAUCCAUGCUCGUACUCGAAUCCAUGUGGACGUGAUCAAGAAUGUCAGGUGAUUGAACAUCAACCGGUCUGUUCGAGAGUCUGCGAAUGUCAAAGCAAAUCCGAUUGUCAUGCCGGUUUUGAAUGCGAUGGCUGUCAAUGUCGACAAACUACUGGCCGCACACCUGGCUGCGAACACUGCCCACCAGGCACCAACUGUGAUCCCACAACGGGCGCCUGCAUCAAAGCUAAUGUUACAAUAACAACCACUACCAAUAUAACAACCACUACCACCACCACUACAUCUAACCCAAUCACUGAAGUUACUACAAUAUUCACAAAUAAAACUGGCACCUCCACGCCGAGCACAACCACCACCACUGCUAAAACCACUACCUCAUACGAAACCACAAUCGCUGGCGUCACUGAAGAAGCUACCACAAUUCCAACAAACCUAUUCACUGAAGCGCCCAGCUCCAGCACAACCGAAUCGGGCAAAGAUUUAGACUUGAAUACGACAAGUAAAACUGGACCACCUAAGGGUUAUCGCGAUGGUGAGAAUAACAUAACAGCCAGUACUGUACCAGAACAGCCAACCACGCCCACAUUCACCGCUGUCUCGACGUCAUCAUCCUCUUCAUCAUCGUCCACUUCCACCUCCUCUUCUUCGGUUUCAACGAGCAGCAGCAGCUCGCAUCGUGGUGAAGAUAGUAAGGGUCCAUUUGAUGCGCGAACCACUACACCCAAAAUGAAGACUACACGCAUUGAUACCUCAAAUGAAUUUGAUUAUAAUCUAACCACCUUGUUGACGACCACACAACGUACCACCUUCCCGGUGACUAUGGUAACUGAACCAAUGAAAGAGGUGGCAGAGCAAACGACAAUGAGUGCUCGUGAUUUGAUAACAACCAUGUUCCCGGUGAUAACACCACCGGUGACCGAACAAUCCAGCGAGCGUCCAACUAUGCCGGGCACGACGACGCCAUUCGUUUAUGAGACAAUCGAACCGCUAACGACAACAACGACAACACCAGCUGCGGCAACUAAUGAACCUGGCACUCCUCCGACUACUAAAAGCGUCACAACCACUGAAAGUGGUGUCAUCACCACAGUAGCCACUACCUUCAGUACAAUUAGCAACACCUCUACCACUGAUACCGCUAUUACAAUGAUUAACACUUGUACAGAUCAUACUAACUGUGGUUCUAGUCAAUUAUGCGUGCUGGGAGUGUGUCGCAACAAGUGUCGCGAAGGGGACACAAGCGAUACGGAGUGUGUACAAGAAUCACCUGGCUCACCAAAGAAUCCGGAACCAUGUCAAUCGAACAAUGAUUGCAUUGAGAACGAAGCAUGUUACAUGGGUCUAUGUCAUAAUCCUUGCGAUUUUGCGAAUGUUUGCGCGCCCACCGCCAAGUGUGUGGCGAAAAUGCAUCGGCCGAUAUGUUCGUGUCCCAAGGGGCAUGAAGGUAAUCCGGCCAUCAAAUGUACACCAGUGGAUAGGACAAUUGAGUGCACGCACAAUGCCGAUUGCGAUGUAACUGAGGCUUGCAUUAAUCGCCGCUGUCAACAUCCAUGCGAUGCGCACAACCCUUGCGCACAAAAUGCUGUCUGUAUGAAUGCAAAUCAUGCGGCCGACUGCAGCUGCGUGGAUGGUUAUCAAGGCAAUGGUUUUAUCGGCUGUCAGCCAGCGCUCGAUCACACACCUGUCUGUCAGUACAACGAGGAUUGUCCACCUACGAAACUCUGUGAUCGUCUCAACCGCCGCUGCAUCAAUCCCUGCUUCGAGGACUCGUGUGGUGAGAAUGCUGAGUGUAUACCCGUCAACCAUGGCAUCGAGUGCCGUUGUCUGGCAGGCUUCAUCGGCAAUGCUUACAUCGAAUGUUCGCAAGUGCAGGGUUGCCGCGCGGAUCGUGAAUGUGACGCCAGUCAAGCGUGCAUUAACGGUAAAUGCGCUUCACCCUGUCGCUGUGGUGCUAAUGCACUUUGCGAUGUCAUCAAUCAUCGUGGCAUUUGUAAGUGUCCACCAGGCUACGGUGGCAGACCAGAAGUCGCCUGCAAUCCACCUAUCAAUCCUUGUGACCCCAAUCCAUGUGGCGUUAGUGCGCUAUGCGAGCUUGAUAAUGGUAAUCCAAUUUGUUAUUGCCCCAAGGGACUCACCGGCAAUCCUUUCAAAAAUUGCAUACCCGAAGGCGAUGAGUGUCGCCCGAACCCGUGCGGUCCCAACUCGGGUUGUCGCAUGGUGGGUGGCUCACCCACCUGUUUCUGUCUACCCGAAUAUGAAGGUCAACCACCGCUUGUGCAAUGCGAAGUGCCGAAGAGCCCCUGCGAUCCAUCCCCUUGUGGGCCGAACACCCAAUGUGCUGUACUCAGUAAUGGCUUCUCGAAGUGUACCUGCCUACCCGGCUAUGUGGAAAGUCCCAACACGAUUCGUGGCUGCAUCGAACCUGUCAAUCCAUGCGACCCAAGCCCUUGCGGCCUGGGCGCUGUUUGCGAUUCUUCGCGCACACCGGUUUGCUUUUGUCCCGACGGCCAAAUCGGCAAUCCAUUCAAGUCCUGCGAAAAACCGCCCAUCUCCGAUGAAUUAUGUACACCUGGCCCAUGUGGCCGCAAUGCUGAUUGCUACGUUACUAGCAACCGCGAGGAAUGCUACUGUCGUCCAGGUUAUAUUGGUGAUCCAUAUCAAGGUUGCCGCGAACCACCACGUAGCGCGUGUGAACCAAAUCCUUGCGGUCCGAAUGCUGAAUGCAUAGUUUCUGUUGAUGGUCAAAGUGCUUGCAUAUGUCCGGAUGGUUUAUCCGGUGAUCCCACCUCAACUAAGGGCUGUCAUGGUUACGAAUGUCAAGUGGAUGCCGAUUGCCCGCACGACAAGGCGUGCAUGGGUUUCAAAUGCUACGAUCCCUGCCCAGGCGCUUGCGGACAAGGCGCCAAUUGCCGCGUGGAAGAGCACCAUCCAGUUUGCUCAUGCAAUGCUGGACUCACUGGCAAUCCGGGCAUACGGUGCUAUGCGCUGGACAUACCAAAAACCCCUAGUCGCAAUCCAUGUUUGCCCAACCCUUGUGGCGUCAAUAGUGACUGUAAACUGCUAAACAACCGUGCUGUAUGCUCCUGCUUGCCCGGCUAUUUGGGUGAUCCACAGAGUGGCUGCCGCGCCGAAUGUGAUAUUAACUCUGACUGCGGCACGGCGCAAGCCUGUAUCAACCAUAAGUGUAUUGAUCCAUGUGCUGGCACAGUUUGCGGCAUUAAUGCGAUUUGUAGAGUACAACAACAUACGCCCAUCUGCGCAUGUCUCGACGGCUUUACCGGUGACGCUUUCCGUCAAUGUAUACCUGUUGGCGUGCUUAAGAAUAUAACACGCGACCCAUGCGUCCCUUCACCUUGUGGACCACAAGAUGUUUGCUCGAUAUACGGUGACGGUGUAGCGCUUUGCGACCCUUGCUUUGGGCCUAAUGCACAACAGAACCCACGCUGCCGACCUGAGUGUUUAUCAAACUCCGACUGUCCCUUCGAUCGCGCCUGUUUAGGCCAACGCUGCUUGGAUCCAUGCCCUGGUUCAUGUGGACACAAUGCUGUCUGCAAUGUGUACGAACAUAAUCCCAUCUGUAGCUGCCCGCCUGGCUUGUACGGUAAUCCCUACGAGCACUGCUCACCGCCUUCGCCGUUUGAACCAGCACCAUCACCUAGCUGCGAGAAAUUACAAUGUGGCGCCAAUGCGGAAUGUAAGAAACGAAGUGGCGCUUUGACUUGCGUCUGUCGCACAGGUUAUUUCGGCGAUCCUUUCAUCGGCUGCCGACCAGAAUGCGUACUCAACUCAGACUGUCCAGCUGAUAAAUCUUGCGUCAAUUCUAAAUGCGUGGAUUCAUGCGUCGGCGUUUGUGGCAUCAAUGCCAUGUGCCGUAUUGUUAAUCAUGCACCUGUCUGCAUCUGCGUAGAUGGUUAUACUGGCGACGCAGCUGUCCAAUGUAAUCCAUACUACUUACCACCUAGGAAACCAGCGCGCAACCCUUGUGAACCAUCGCCUUGCGGCCCCAACUCACGUUGCAUGAUUUCGCCGGAUGGCUAUGCGGCCUGUUCAUGCCUGCCGAACUUCAAAGGCUCACCGCCAGUCUGUCAGCCAGAAUGCGUUGUCAGCUCGGAGUGUCCGCUGAACAAAGCUUGCAUCAAUCAACGCUGCGCAGAUCCAUGUCCGGGCACAUGUGGCGUAGAAGCACGCUGCGAAGUCCUUAACCACAAUCCCAUCUGCUCUUGCGAAGCCGGUUUUGAAGGUGAUCCGUUCGUGUCGUGCGGCCGCAUACCAGAGGAAAGAACUGAUCGCAAUCCUUGUGUGCCUUCGCCAUGCGGACCCAAUUCAAUAUGUCAAAUUAAACAAGAUCGGCCAGUUUGCUCAUGCGUUGCCAAUUAUAUCGGCAGCCCGCCAUAUUGUCGCCCGGAGUGCACUUUGAACACCGAAUGCCCAGCGGAUAAGGCGUGCAUACAAGAGAAAUGUCAAAAUCCAUGUGCUAAUACAUGCGGACACAACGCGCGUUGCACAGUGAUUGCGCAUGCGGCGCACUGUAGCUGCGACCAGGGUUACGAAGGGGACGCCUUCGUUGGCUGCUCGAAAAUUGAUGAGAAGCCAAAAGACCGCAUCGAUCCCUGCUAUCCUAGUCCUUGUGGCGAGAACGCAAUUUGUAGCGAACGUAAUGGCGAAGCACGCUGUAGUUGUAUUGAACCUUACAUUGGCGAUCCCUACACCACUGGCUGUCGACCCGAGUGCGUUUACAACGCUGAGUGUCCUUCGGCGCUUGCCUGCAUUAAGCAGCAUUGUCGCGAUCCAUGCGUGGGCACUUGUGGCUCGAACACUGAAUGUGCGGUAGUCAAUCAUGUGCCUACAUGCAGCUGCGCGCGUGGCUAUGAAGGCGAUCCAUUCACUGGCUGCAAGCGAAAGAGUCCAACCCUACCGCUCAGCCCUUGCGAGCCCACACCUUGCGGUGCUAACAGCAUUUGUCGCGUGGUGGACGAUCGUCCAACCUGCUCCUGCCAAGUAGGCUACUUCGGCGCGCCACCCAACUGUCGACCCGAAUGUGUUGUUAGCUCGGAAUGUGCACAGCACUUGGCUUGUAUCAAUCAGAAAUGCACAGAUCCUUGUGUCGGUACCUGCGGCUUCAAUGCCAAAUGCCAAGUGGUUAAUCACAAUCCUAUCUGCUCCUGUCCAGCCGAUUACAUGGGUGAUCCGUUUGAGCAAUGUGUGCCAAAACCUCGCGAACCACCACCGAAAAUAAAUCCUUGCCUGCCCAGUCCUUGUGGCCCCAACGCAGAAUGUCGUGACGUUGAUAAUCGCGCUGCUUGUAGUUGCGCGCCAGGUAUGUUCGGUGCGCCGCCCAACUGUCGUCCCGAAUGUGUUAUCCAUCAGGAUUGUCCAUCGAAUCGUGCCUGUAUACGCCAACGCUGCGAAGAUCCUUGCGCUGGUGCUUGCGGCUUCAACGCGGUUUGCACAACACAAAAUCACAAGCCCGUCUGCUCUUGUCUUGAGGGCUACGAAGGUGACCCGUAUGCUGGCUGUAACACACCGCAAAUACAUGCACCACCUGAAAUCCCCAUGCCUUGCAAUCCCAGCCCCUGUGGCGCGAAUGCUGUUUGCAAAGAACGCAACGGCGUCGGUUCCUGCACCUGCUUGCCCGAAUACACUGGCGACCCAUACACUGAAUGCCGUCCCGAAUGUGUCCUCAACACUGACUGUCCGAAAAAUCUUGCCUGCAUGAACAACAAAUGUCGCGAUCCAUGUCCAGGCGUCUGCGGCGUAGGUGCUGAAUGUCACGUUAUUAAUCAUGCGCCAAGCUGCAGCUGUCCGUCUGGUUACACGGGUAACCCUUCGGAAUAUUGUCGCGAACAACCAAAACAGCUGGAUGCGCAGCCAUGCCGCCCUUCACCAUGUGGUCCUUAUAGCCAAUGUCGUGAAGUAAACGGUCAUGCGGUCUGCUCGUGCAUUACCAACCAUAUUGGUACACCGCCGUCUUGUCGUCCCGAAUGCUCGGUUAGCUCCGAGUGCGCGCAAGAUAAGGCUUGCGUGAAUUUGCGCUGUGUAGAUCCAUGCCCGGAUACUUGCGGCAACGAAGCGCGUUGUAAGGUAACAAACCACAAUCCGAUUUGCACUUGCCCAGUUGGCUACUCAGGAGACCCGUUCAUACGUUGCUUACCUGUUGCAAGCGAAGAACCGCGUUUGCCAUCACGUCCAACCAAUCCAUGCGUACCAAGUCCAUGCGGUCCAAAUUCACAGUGCCGCGCUGUGGGCGAAACCCCAGUUUGCUCCUGCUUGCCGAACUUCGUGGGCCGCGCGCCCAAUUGUCGUCCCGAAUGCACGCUCAGUUCGGAAUGUCCAGCCAAUUUGGCUUGUAUAAAUGAGCGCUGCAAGGAUCCCUGCCCUGGUUCGUGCGGUUUCAAUGCCUUCUGCAAUGUGGUAAAUCACUCGCCUGUAUGCAGUUGUGAGACUGGCUACACCGGCGAUCCAUUCGCCGGCUGCAAUCCAACGCCAGCCGCAAUACCCGAAGAGCGUCUAACGCCUUGCAUUCCCUCACCCUGUGGCCCCAACGCUGAAUGUCGCGAACGUAAUGGCGCCGGCUCAUGCGUCUGCCUGCCGGAAUAUUUUGGUGACCCCUACAGCGGCUGUCGUCCCGAAUGCAUAGCGAACUCUGAUUGCCCACGUGAUAAGUCUUGUGUCAACAAUAAAUGCAGCGAUCCUUGUCCAGGUGUUUGUGGCUUGAAUGCCGAAUGCCGCGUUUCCAAUCACGCGCCCAAUUGCCACUGUCUACAAGGUUACACGGGUAACCCGUUGAGCGCUUGCCGGGAAAUACCACAACUACCGCCAGCUCCAACCCCGAAAGACACUAAUCCCUGCAUCCCGUCACCAUGCGGCCCCUACAGUCAAUGUCGCGAGGUGAAUGGUCAUGCCGUAUGCUCCUGUCAGACGAACUUUAUUGGCUCUCCACCGAAUUGUAAACCCGAAUGCAUCGUUUCCUCUGACUGCGCACAAAAUCUUGCAUGCCAAAAUCAGAAAUGUAUCGAUCCCUGUCCUGGUACCUGCAGUAGCGAAGCGCGUUGUCAAGUCAUUAACCAUUAUGCAGCGUGCUCUUGCCCGCCGGGUUAUACGGGGGAUCCCUUCAGUAGAUGUAUUAAAAUUAAACUGGACGUGCCUUCUGUAGUAGUUAAACCUGGUAAUCCAUGUAUACCUUCACCGUGUGGACCCAACUCGAAGUGUCUCGAUGUUGGCGGUUCACCUGCAUGUUCCUGCUUGCCUACCUACUUGGGGCGACCGCCCAACUGCCGUCCCGAGUGCCUAAGUAGCUCAGAUUGUCCAGCUAAUUUGGCAUGUACCAAUCAGAAAUGUACAAAUCCUUGUAUCGGCGCAUGCGGUGUACAUACACAGUGUACGGUUAUAAAACACAAUCCUACGUGUCAAUGUGAAAUUGGCUAUACUGGAGAUCCUUUCUCUGGCUGUGCUAUUGUAAAAAUGACACCCACCGAGGAGCCACGCAAUCCAUGCAAUCCCAGUCCGUGCGGCGCUAACGCCGUUUGUCGCGAACGCAAUGGCGCCGGCUCGUGCUCAUGUCUACCUGAAUACUUUGGCGAUCCGUAUAGCGGCUGUCGUCCAGAAUGCGUACAGAACUCGGACUGUGAUCGCUCGCGUGCUUGCAUCAAUAACAAGUGUCAAGAUCCAUGCCCUGGCGUUUGCGGCAUCAAUGCUGAAUGUCGCGUACUAAAUCAUGCACCGAACUGUAUGUGCUUUGAUGGUUACACCGGCGAUCCACAUCGUUCCUGCGCUGUUAUCGAAAUAACAACUAUGACGCCACUGAAUCCAUGCCAACCCUCGCCUUGUGGUCCCUACAGCGAAUGUCACGAAUCGAAUGGGCACGCUGUUUGCUCAUGCGUCGAUGGAUAUGUCGGUGCGCCACCCACUUGCAAGCCAGAGUGCGUCGUCAGCUCGGAGUGCCCACAGAAUCGCGCUUGUAUUAAUCAGAAGUGCGCCGAUCCAUGUCGUGGCGCGUGCGGUAAUAAUGCGCGUUGUCAAGUGGUGAAUCAUAAUCCGAUUUGCACUUGCGCGGCUGGCUUGACCGGCGAUCCAUUUACAUCAUGCGUGGAGGAGCAGGAAACACCGCGUGAUCCACAAAAUCCUUGCGUGCCGUCACCAUGUGGCCCAAAUUCGUUGUGUCGCGAAAUCGGCGGACAGGCGGCUUGUUCCUGCCAAUUGAACUACGUAGGUCGCCCGCCAAACUGUCGGCCGGAAUGUAGCAACAAUGAUGAGUGCCCUAACAAUUUGUCAUGCCAGAACGAACGUUGCGUCGAUCCAUGUCCUGGCUCUUGCGGGCGCAAUGCCUUCUGUAAGGUUGUGCAACACAAUGCGAUCUGCUCGUGCGCCGACAGCUAUGAAGGCGAUCCUAUUUUGGGUUGCGAUUUAAUAGAACCAGUGCUGCCGAAGCAACCGCCUACAUCACCGUGUGAACCCUCACCUUGUGGCCCACAUGCCGAAUGUAGAGAGCGCAAUGGCGCCGGGGCAUGCUACUGUCAUGACGGUUUCGAAGGCAAUCCCUACGAUACGGAGCGCGGUUGCCGACGCGAAUGCGAAGUUAAUGAUGACUGCUCAACAGCUCAGGCUUGCGUGCGCUUCAAGUGCGUUGAUCCAUGCAACAACAUUUGUGGCGAAUUUGCCAUAUGUUCUGUAGAGAAUCAUGUGCCUACUUGCAACUGCCCGCCUAGCUACACCGGCGAUCCGUUCUUCCAAUGUAAACCGAUACCAGUUACGCCACCACCUAUCAUCAACCCUUGCGUUCCAUCACCAUGCGGACCGAAUAGUAUUUGCCGCAACAUAAACGACCAAGCUGUAUGCUCCUGCCAAUCCGGCUUCAUUAAUCAACCACCCAACUGUCGACCUGAGUGCGUUGUAAGCUCAGAGUGUGCGCCGGAGCGUGCGUGCGUGAACAACAAAUGCGUGGAUCCAUGCUUGCAUACUUGCGGCAUACGCGCCAUAUGCACGACAAAGAAUCACAGCCCGAUCUGUACUUGCCCGCGCGGCAUGACUGGCGAUCCAUUUGUACAAUGCUCAAAGAUACCAAUUAUUCAUGACGUGGAACCCACAGAACGUCCACCGUCCUGUGUUCCCUCGCCUUGUGGUCCUAACUCCAAAUGCCAAAUUGUCGGCGGUAGUCCGGCUUGCUCUUGUCUACAAGACUUCAUCGGCGCACCACCAAACUGUCGUCCGGAAUGUGUGCUGAAUUCGGAGUGCGGUCCAACUGAGGCGUGCAUCAACCAAAAAUGUCGCGACCCAUGUCCCGGUUCUUGCGGUUUCGAAGCCAAAUGUCACGUGCUCAACCAUGUGCCAAUUUGUAACUGCAUUGACGGCUAUACCGGCGAUCCGUUCAUCCGUUGCAGUCCCAUACCACCAGUUACGGAGUCACCAAAAACUCCCAACGAUCCUUGCGAUCCAAGCCCGUGUGGACCAAAUGCCGAUUGUUUCAAUGGCGAAUGCCGCUGUCAAGACAACUAUCAAGGCAACCCUUAUGAUGGCUGUCGUCCAGAGUGCACGCUCUCAGCAGAUUGUCCACGAGACAAGGUGUGCAUGCGCAACAAAUGUGUAGACCCUUGCCCCGGCACUUGUGGCAUCAAUGCCAUUUGUGAAGUGCUCAACCAUAUUCCAGUGUGCUCUUGCAUAACCGGCUACGAAGGCGAUCCGUUCAGCACCUGUAGACUUAAGGAAAUAAUUGAAGAGCCCAAGCAAGCAGUUUGUUCCCCUUCACCCUGUGGUGCGAAUAGCCAAUGCCGCGAUAUUAAUGGCCAUGCUGUAUGCUCCUGCCUAGAGGGUUACAUUGGCAGUCCACCACAAUGCCGUCCAGAAUGUGUUGUGUCUAGUGAAUGCUCGGCAUUGCAAGCUUGCGUUAACCGAAAAUGUACAGACCCUUGCGCAGGCGCAUGCGGUAUUGAAGCACGUUGUGAAGUUAUUAAUCACAGUCCUAUUUGCGGUUGUCCGCCUGGAAAAACUGGCGAUCCAUUUAAACGCUGUCUGGAUAUACCACCACCAGAACCGCCGCGAGAACGUGACCCUGGCAUACCGCGCGAUCCAUGUGUGCCUAAUGUUUGUGGUCCUAACUCGAUUUGCAAAGCCAGCGCCAACGGGCCAUCCUGUCAGUGCUUGCCAGAGUUCUUUGGUUCGCCACCAAAUUGCCGUCCAGAGUGCAUUAUCAAUCCAGACUGCCCGUCGAGCCAAGCAUGCAUCAACAACAAGUGUCGCGAUCCUUGUCCAGGCUCGUGUGGCACAAAUUCUGAGUGUCGCGUGAUUAGUCACACAGUUUCCUGUUCGUGUCCUGAAGGCUUUGCCGGCAAUGCCUUCGUGCAAUGUGUGCCAGCUAUUGAAGAGCCUGUCAAACCAUGCGAACCAUCGCCCUGCGGUCCGAACGCCGAAUGUAUUGAACGUAAUGGUGCGGCUUCAUGCAAAUGUAUCGACGACUACCAAGGCAAUCCCUACGAUGGGUGUCGGCCAGAAUGUGUGCUCAGCUCUGACUGUCCGACGGACAAGGCCUGCAUACGCAAUAAAUGUAAGGAUCCAUGCCCUGGCAUUUGUGGCUCAAAAGCGCAAUGUUAUGCGGUUAAUCACGUGCCGAACUGUGUGUGCAAUGACGGCUAUACCGGAGAUCCAUUCUCAAACUGCCAACGUCAAGUUGCGCCACCACAACCACCACCACAAGGCAAUCCAUGUCAGCCAUCACCUUGUGGGCCAAAUAGUAAAUGUCGUGAAGCAAAUGGUCUUGCUGUUUGCUCAUGCUUAGACAACUUUAUUGGUGCGCCACCCAAUUGUAAGCCAGAGUGCACCGUCAACACGGAAUGUCCACAGAAUAAGGCCUGUCAUAACUUCAGAUGCGCUAAUCCUUGCGCCGGUACAUGCGGUGUGGAGGCGAAAUGUGAAGUCAUCAACCACAAUCCGAUAUGCAGUUGUCCGCUAGAUAUGACUGGCGAUCCAUUUUCGCGCUGCUAUCCAGCACCACCACCUGCGCCCAGAGACGAACCUAAGACACCGAAAAAUCCAUGCUUCCCCUCACCUUGCGGCCUCUACGCUGAGUGCCGUGUCAGCGGCGAUCAACCGUCCUGCUCGUGCCUGCCCAACUAUAUCGGCGCGCCACCCAACUGUCGCCCGGAAUGCGUCGUCAACACUGAUUGUUCUCCGGAGAGGUCCUGCAUAGCUGAAAAAUGCCGCAAUCCAUGUGAAGGCACAUGUGGCAUCAAUUCCGAGUGUCGCAUACAGAACCACCUGGCAAUUUGUACUUGCCGCAGUGGCUUUACUGGCGAUCCAUUCUCGCAAUGCGUGGAAAUCAUCGAAGUCAAAACACCACCGACUGUAUCAGCCGAUCCCUGCGAUCUGCAACCCUGUGGCGCUAAUGCCGAAUGCGAUAAUGGCAUCUGCACAUGCUUGCGCGAUUAUCAAGGAGAUCCGUACGUAGGCUGUCGACCUGAGUGCACGCUCAGUACCGACUGUUCGCCGCACAAGACCUGCCUCAACAAGAAGUGUGUAGAUCCAUGUCCGGGAACUUGCGGCCAGAAUGCGCAGUGCGACGUCAGCAAUCACAUUCCGAUCUGCAGUUGCCCAAAGGGUUACACCGGCGAUCCAUUCAUCAAUUGUCAUCCCGAAGUACAACGUGAACCAACACCGAAAGAUCCAUGCCAGCCCAGUCCUUGCGGACCCAACAGCGUAUGCCAAGCUAGCGCACAAGGCGCUGUCUGCGCCUGUCAACCAGGCAUGCUGGGUUCACCACCGGCCUGCAAACCAGAGUGCAUAGUCAGCUCCGAAUGUUCGCUGCAAACAGCGUGUAUACAAAAGAAAUGCGUAGAUCCCUGUCCGGGCGCAUGCGGUCAAUUUGCCAAAUGUCAAGUGAUCAACCACAAUCCGAUCUGCACUUGCAACGCCGGCUACACAGGUGAUCCGUUUACGCGUUGCUACGUCGAAGAACGUGUCAUCGAAAAGACACCAAAUGCGAAUCCUUGCGUGCCAUCACCAUGUGGACCGAACUCUGAAUGUAAAGUGGUCGGUGACAGCUACGCUUGCUCGUGCGCCGUCAGCUUCUUGGGUAAACCACCUAAUUGUCGACCAGAAUGUACCAUCAAUCCGGAAUGCCCAUCUACGAAGGCAUGUAUACGCCAGAAAUGUGAAGAUCCAUGUGUUGGCUCUUGCGGCUUCAAUGCGCGAUGCAAUGUGGCCAAUCACAUGCCCAUCUGCACCUGUGAAGUGGGAUAUACCGGUGAUCCAUUCACCGGCUGUCAACCAGUACAAGAGCGUAUUGUACACGAGCAAGUUACGCCGUGCGAGCCCAAUCCGUGCGGCUCGAAUGCCAUUUGUCGCGAUCGUAACGGCAUUGGCUCGUGCCAGUGUUUAGCCGACUACUUUGGUGACCCAUAUCAAUCGUGUCGCCCCGAAUGUUUGCGUAACUCGGAUUGUCCCACUACGCAAGCGUGCACUCAGCAGAAAUGUCGCGAUCCCUGUCCGGGUACGUGUGGCACGAACGCUGAUUGUAGCGUCACAAAUCACGUGCCAACUUGUACGUGUCACAUCGGUUAUACGGGCGAUCCGUAUCGUUAUUGUCAUGUGGAGCCAGCAGCACCUAUUCGUCAAGCGCCACCAACCAAUCCUUGCCAGCCCUCGCCAUGUGGUCCCAACUCGCAGUGUCGUGAACUCAACGGUCAGGCGGUGUGUUCGUGUUUGGAGCGUUAUGUCGGUGUACCGCCGAAUUGCCGGCCGGAAUGUGUACUUAGCACUGAGUGCCCCUACGAUAAGGCGUGCAUCAAUCAACAUUGUCAAGAUCCUUGUCCCGGCACGUGUGGCACGAACGCCGAGUGCCGCGUGCGUAAUCACAGUCCUUUAUGUCAGUGCCGUAACGGUUUUACUGGCGAUGCUUUCACGCGUUGCUAUCCCAUACCACCUGCGCCACCAGCAAUUUCGUAUAUUGAACGUGAUCCUUGCGUACCCUCGCCUUGUGGGCCACACAGCGAGUGCCGCAACAUCAACGGUGUCCCAUCUUGUUCCUGUUUGCAGAGUUACAUUGGCGCGCCACCCAACUGCCAUCCGGAAUGUACCAUAAGCGCUGAGUGUUCAUCGAACAAGGCUUGCAUACGCGAAAAAUGCAUCGAUCCUUGCCCUGGCUCUUGCGGCUUUUCCGCGGAGUGUAGUGUCGUCAAUCACACACCCAUUUGUACGUGUCCCGAUGGCUAUACCGGCGAUCCCUUCACCAAUUGUCGUCCGCAGCCACCAGAACCUAUCAUUAAUGAACCCACCGAUCCUUGUCAUCCGUCGCCUUGUGGCGCAAAUGCUCAAUGCAAUAACGGCAUUUGCACAUGUCUGCCCGAAUACCAGGGUGAUCCGUACACAGGUUGUCGUCCCGAAUGUGUUUUGAAUACAGACUGUCCGCGCGAUAAGGCAUGCUUGCGCAGCAAAUGCGCUAAUCCCUGUCCCGGCACAUGCGGCGAAAACGCCAUUUGUGACGUCAUAAACCAUAUACCCAUGUGCAGGUGUCCAGACGGUACGGUCGGUAGUGCCUUCAUCCGUUGCAGUCCGGCACCAAAAAUUAUAGCCACAAAUCCAUGCCAACCCUCACCUUGCGGUCCGAACUCUCAAUGCCGCGAAGUCAACCAACAAGCCGUCUGUUCCUGCCUGCCCAACUUCAUGGGUAGUCCGCCAACUUGCCGUCCUGAAUGUGUGUCGAAUUCUGAUUGUGCGCCUACACAGGCUUGCCUGAACCAGAAGUGCGGUGACCCAUGUCCCGGUACUUGCGGCAUUGGCGCCAAAUGCACUGUCGUCAAUCACAGUCCCUUCUGCACCUGUCCGCCGCGUUUCAGUGGCAACCCCUUCAUACGCUGCCAACCGAUUAUCGAACCACCCCGCGACAUCACACCAACAGAUCCUUGCCAUCCAUCGCCUUGCGGUCCAUACUCACAGUGUCGUCCUAUUGGGGAAGCGCCAUCAUGUUCCUGCCUCGAGUCAUAUAUAGGGCGUCCGCCAAAUUGUCGUCCUGAAUGCGUCACAAGUUCAGACUGCGCCAGCUCUUUGGCAUGUAUCAAUCAGAAAUGUGUUGAUCCUUGCCCUGGACGCUGUGGCUUGAAUGCAGAAUGCCGUGUGGUCAGCCAUGCAGUUCAGUGCAAUUGUGUGGUUGGUUACACAGGCGAUCCAUUCGUGCAAUGUAGCCUGCCGCCAGAACGUGACGUUGUUGAAAUACGCACACCUUGUAGUCCGAGUCCGUGUGGCCCCAAUGCAGUAUGUCGCGAGCGCAACGGCGCUGGUUCAUGCACAUGUUUGCCCGAAUACUUUGGUAACCCCUACGAGGGCUGUCGCCCUGAAUGUGUAAUGGAUUCAGACUGUCCGUCGAAUAAGGCGUGCCAGCAACAAAAGUGUCAGGAUCCUUGUCCGGGCACGUGUGGUCAGAAUGCCGAUUGCCAAGUGGUCAACCAUUUGCCAUCUUGUACUUGCAUUACUGGCUACAUCGGUGACCCAUAUCGUAUUUGCACGCGUCCUGUUGAACCCAUGCGCACCGAGUACGUCAAUCCCUGCCAACCCUCGCCCUGUGGUCCUAAUUCUCAGUGUCGCGAAGCUAAUGAACAGGCUGUCUGCUCUUGCCUGCCGGAAUUUAUAGGUACGCCACCAGCAUGUCGCCCCGAAUGCACCAUUUCUUCUGAAUGUGCCACCGAUAAGGCUUGCAUAAAUCAGAAAUGCGCGGACCCAUGCGCAGCCGAUCCAUGUGGCAGCAAUGCACAAUGCCGCGUUAGAAAUCACAGCCCGAUUUGUACCUGCAACAAUGGAUUCACCGGCGAUGCAUUUACAAGAUGCUACCCUAUACCACCGCCACCUAUCGAAAUUGAACGCGAAGAAUAUCGUGACCCUUGCCUACCCUCACCUUGUGGCCCCAACGCAGAAUGUCGUAAUGUAAAUGGCGUACCAUCUUGCUCUUGCUUGGCGACGUUCAUCGGUCAGCCACCCAACUGCCGCCCAGAGUGCACCAUCAAUGCGGAGUGCCCCAGUCAGCAGGCUUGUAUCAAUCAGAAAUGUCGCGAUCCCUGUCCAGGCGCUUGUGGCCAAAACACAGUAUGCCGUGUAAUCAAUCAUACGCCGACAUGCCUGUGCAUAGACAAUUACGUAGGCAAUCCGUUCAUCAGCUGCAAUCCGAAACCACCAGCACCUACUCAACCACCAGUGCACGACGAUCCGUGCGUGCCAUCACCGUGCGGCCCGAAUGCACAAUGUAACAAUGGCCAAUGCACUUGUAUACCUGAAUAUCAGGGUGAUCCUUUUGUAGGUUGCCGUCCAGAAUGUGUUCUCAAUUCAGAUUGUGCGCGUGAUCGCGCCUGUGUUCGCAACAAAUGCAUCGAUCCUUGUCCCGGCACUUGUGGCACGAAUGCGAUUUGCGUUGUCAACAAUCACGUACCCAUGUGCCAUUGUCCGGAUAAUAUGUCGGGCAACGCGUUCUUUGAAUGUCGCGUCAACGAAACGCCAAUUUUGAGAAAUCCAUGUCAACCAUCGCCUUGUGGCCCUAAUAGCCAGUGUCGUGAGGUACAAAACGUAGGCGUCUGCUCUUGUCUACCGAGCUUUAUAGGUAGUCCACCGCAAUGUCGUCCGGAAUGUACAACAAACUCCGAUUGUCCGCCAGAUCAGGCUUGUCAGAACUCUAAGUGUCGCGAUCCAUGUCCAGGCACAUGUGGUUUCAAUGCCGUAUGCAAUGUCGUCAAUCACAAUCCAUUCUGCAUAUGUCGCGAUCAAAUGACUGGAGAUCCAUUUGUACGCUGCCAGCAGAUAAUUACUCCCAUUGCUGAUGUCACACCUGCCAAUCCAUGCAUUCCCUCGCCCUGUGGUCCGAACUCCGAGUGCCGCGUAACGGGUGACUCGCCGUCAUGCUCAUGUCUGCCAGAUUUUACAGGCUCGCCGCCAAACUGUCGUCCCGAAUGUGUUUCGAACUCAGAGUGUCCAUCGACGCAAGCCUGCAUAAACCAAAAGUGUAAAGACCCAUGUCCUGGUUUGUGUGGCCUGAAUGCCAAUUGUCGCGUCUUCAGUCACACACCAAUGUGUCUGUGUGCAGUCGGUUUCACUGGCGAUCCAUUCUCGCAAUGUAACCCAGUGCAAGCUGCGCCAAUUGAAGUAUUAAGGCCAUGCAAUCCCAGUCCAUGUGGCGCCAAUGCUAAAUGCGAAGAACGCGAUGGCGCCGGUUCUUGUCAGUGCUUACCCGAAUACUUUGGUAACCCAUAUGAAGGCUGUCGUCCAGAAUGUGUGCUCAACACAGAUUGUCCAUCGAACAAGGCUUGUCAAAAUCAGAAAUGCGUCGAUCCAUGCCCAGGUACUUGUGGUACGAAUGCAAUAUGCCAGGUUAUCAACCAUGUACCUUCGUGUGAAUGCUAUGCCGGCUACAUUGGUGAUCCAUAUCGACUGUGUCAAGUUGUGCAAGAAGAACCGGCCAGAGUUUACGUUAAUCCCUGUCAACCGUCGCCUUGUGGGCCCAACUCCCAAUGUCGCGAAGUUAACGGUCAAGGCGUUUGUUCUUGCCUACCUGAGUACGUCGGCAGUCCACCUGCUUGUCGACCGGAAUGCACAUCAAGCUCUGAUUGUGCCUCCGAUAAGGCAUGCAUUAAUAGGAAAUGUGUUAAUCCUUGCCCGGGUGUCUGCGGGCAGAAUGCUGAAUGUCGUGUUAGGAAUCACAGUCCCAUCUGUACUUGCAACAAUGGCUUCACUGGCGAUGCGUUCACGCGCUGUUUCCGUAUUAUAACACCACCAUCACCGCCACCACCACAACGUGAACCACAAGAUCCCUGCGUACCCUCACCGUGUGGUCCCAACUCACAGUGUCGCGACGCGCAUGGCACACCCUCCUGUUCUUGCCUGCCGAACUACCUUGGUACGCCACCAGCCUGUCGUCCCGAAUGCAGUCUCAACUCGGAAUGUCCCAGUCAUCAGGCAUGUAUCAAUCAGAAAUGUCGCGAUCCCUGCCCAGGUUCUUGCGGCCUCAGCGCAUUGUGUAACGUUAUAAAUCACACACCAAUAUGCACGUGCCAGAUCGGCUACACUGGCGAUCCUUUCACCAUCUGCAAUCCGCUACCACCACCGCGAAUCGAAGUUGUGCCCCAAGACGAUCCGUGCGUGCCAUCACCCUGCGGUCCAAAUUCGCAAUGUAACAACGGCCAAUGCACAUGCAUACCGGAGUAUCAGGGUGAUCCCUACACAGGAUGCCGUCCAGAGUGUGUGCUUCACACCGAUUGCGCUCGAGAUCGUGCCUGCGUACGCCAUAAAUGCAUUGAUCCCUGCCCCGGUACAUGCGCUUCCAAUGCCAUAUGCGAGGUUAUGAACCAUAUACCCAUUUGCCGUUGUCCGGACGGUAUGGAAGGCAAUGCUUUUGUACAAUGCACACCAACACCGAAGUUGGAUGUACCGCAGCAUCCUUGUCAACCAACACCUUGCGGUCCGAAUAGCCAGUGUCGUGAGGUUAACCAGCAAGCCGUUUGUUCCUGUAUCGCAUCCUUCAUCGGCAGUCCACCCUUCUGUCGGCCGGAAUGCACAACCAAUUCCGAGUGCCCGCUCAAUCAAGCCUGUCUCAAUCAGAAAUGCAACGAUCCUUGCCCAGGCGUUUGCGGCAACAAUGCGCUGUGCCAUGUCACUAAUCAUAGUCCGUUCUGUCGCUGCCCCGAUAGAUAUUCGGGUAAUCCAUUUAUCAGCUGCCAACAAAUUUUAGAAUCACCGGCACCUCGUCCGCCUAGUCAGCCUUGUGUACCAUCACCAUGCGGUCCGUAUUCAGAAUGUCGUGUGGUGGGUGAGCAGCCUUCGUGCACUUGCUUGCCUGAUUACAGCGGCGCGCCACCCAAUUGCCGACCCGAAUGCGUGACUAGCUCAGAAUGUGCUACAAACUUGGCCUGUAUUAAUCAGAAAUGCAAAGAUCCCUGUCCCGGUUUGUGUGGCAAUAGCGCUCUCUGCCGUGUACUUUCACACACACCAAGCUGCUAUUGUCCCGCCGGCUUGGAAGGAGAUCCAUUCGUACAAUGUGUGGAAGUGAAAAUCCCACAACUUGAUCAUAUCGAUCCUUGCAAUCCAAGUCCAUGCGGUCCGAAUGCGCGUUGCGUGCAACGCAAUGAUGCCGGCUCAUGCCAAUGUCUACCUGAAUAUUUUGGUAAUCCAUAUGAAGGCUGUAGGCCCGAGUGCAUGCUCAAUUCCGAUUGUCCAUCCAACAAGGCCUGUCAGAACAUGAAGUGCCGCGACCCAUGCCCCGGCACCUGUGGACAAAAUGCCAACUGUGCGGUGUUGAACCACGUGCCAACAUGCAGUUGUCUGUCGGGCUAUAGUGGUGAUCCAUACCGCGCUUGUCAAAUCGAGAAACAACCUAUCAAGGAAUAUGUCAACCCGUGUCAACCUUCGCCGUGUGGCCCCAAUUCGCAGUGCCGUGAAAUAAACGAACAGCCUGUAUGUUCAUGCCUCCCCGAAUACAUUGGCAGUCCGCCACUUUGCCGCCCUGAGUGCACCAUCUCGACCGAGUGCGCAUUGGACCGGGCGUGUAUCAAUCAGAAAUGCGUCGAUCCCUGCCCGGGCACAUGCGGUCAGAAUGCCAAUUGUCGCGUACAUAACCACAGUCCUCUAUGUUCUUGCCGCGCAGGUUACACUGGAGAUGCUUUCUCGCGUUGUUUUGCUAUACCACCCAAACCACCAGCACCAGUGCAACGUCAGCCCAUUGAUCCUUGCGUGCCCUCACCAUGUGGUCCGCAUUCGCAAUGUCGUCGAAUUGGUGAUUCGCCAUCGUGCUCUUGCCUUCCUAACUACAUUGGGGCGCCACCAAAUUGCCGCCCGGAGUGUACUAUCAACGCGGAGUGUCCAAGCAACCAAGCGUGUAUCAACGAAAAAUGUCGCGAUCCUUGUCCCGGCUCUUGCGGUUUAGGCGCUAUCUGUAAUGUUAUCAAUCACACGCCGAGCUGUGUCUGUCCCACGGGAUAUACUGGCGAUCCCUUUACUUAUUGUCUGCCAGAACCACCGCCAAAGCCGCCUGCCAAAGAUGAUCCCUGCAAUCCCUCACCCUGCGGUUCAAAUGCCCAAUGCAAGGAUGGCAUUUGUACAUGUCUACCGGAAUACCAGGGCGAUCCUUACAACGGCUGUCGCCCCGAAUGUGUUCUCAGCACCGAUUGUCCACGCGACCGUGCCUGCAUACGCAAUAAAUGUGUCGAUCCUUGCCCAGGCACGUGUGCUUCAAAUGCUCUUUGUAGCGUCAUCAAUCAUAUACCAAUCUGUUCGUGUCCAAACGGCAUGUCGGGCAACGCGUUUAUCCAAUGCUCGCCGAUACCACCACCCGCUAAGGUCAACCCUUGUCAGCCCUCUCCCUGCGGUCCUAAUUCACAAUGCCGUGAAGUGAAUGAGCAGGCUGUCUGCUCCUGCAUACCAGGCUACAUAGGCGCUCCUCCAAGCUGCCGUCCCGAGUGUACUGCUAAUCAGGAGUGUGCGGCCAACUUGGCAUGUGUAAAUCAGAAAUGUGUUGACCCUUGCCCUGGCAGUUGCGGACGUAACGCACAGUGCAACACCGUCAAUCACAAUCCUUUCUGCACGUGUCUACCGCAAUAUACAGGUAAUCCAUUUGUCGCCUGCCAACGCAUCAUCGAACAACCGCAGCUGGACGUCUCACCAACCAAUCCUUGCCAACCCUCACCUUGUGGACCCAAUUCAGAAUGUCGUUCAGUGGGCGACACACCAUCGUGCAGUUGUCUAGCCAACUUCAUAGGCACACCACCGUACUGCAAGCCAGAAUGUGUCUCGAACUCGGAGUGUCCCUCAACGAAGGCCUGCAUCAAUCAGAAAUGUAAAGAUCCUUGCCCAGGCCUGUGUGGCUCUAGUGCUGAAUGUCACGUCGUAUCGCAUACACCGCGCUGCAUUUGCUUACCUGGCUUCACAGGUGAUCCGUUCACGCUUUGUCAGCCAGUACGUAUUUCCGCGCCUAUUGAAGUACUCAAUCCAUGUUCGCCAUCGCCUUGCGGCGCCAACGCAAACUGCCUCGAACGUAAUGGCGCGGGCGCUUGCCAAUGCCUGUCUGAAUAUUAUGGUAAUCCCUAUGAGGGCUGCCGUCCAGAGUGCGUGCUUAAUUCGGACUGCCCCUCGAACAAAGCGUGUCAGAAUCAAAAAUGUCGUGAUCCGUGUCCAGGUACCUGUGGACAGAAUGCCGAAUGUAAUGUCGUCAAUCAUAUACCAACUUGCAACUGCUACGUGGGUUACACCGGAGAUCCGUACCGCUAUUGUACAAGACCAGCUGAACCCAUAGUACAAGAGUACGUAAACCCAUGUCAACCCAGCCCAUGUGGACCGAAUUCCCAAUGUCGCGAAGUUAACGGUCAAGCUGUCUGCUCAUGCCUUAGUGAGUUUAUUGGUGUGCCACCAUCCUGUAGACCCGAGUGUACAUCCAGUUCAGAAUGUGCCAGCGAUAAGGCGUGUAUUAAUCGUAAAUGUGUCGACCCUUGCCCGGGUGUUUGUGGACAAAGCGCCAUUUGUCAGGUGCGCAAUCAUAGUCCAAUAUGUUCCUGUCGCACCGGCUUGACAGGCGAUCCAUUCGUGCGUUGUUACCCACUACCACCGCCAACACCACCACAACCCGCCGAUGUCUAUCGUGAUCCCUGCGUGCCAUCGCCAUGUGGCCCAUACGCCACUUGUCGCGUUCAAAACAAUGUGCCAUCUUGUACGUGCCAGCCGAACUAUAUAGGCGCCCCACCAAACUGUCGACCCGAGUGUUCGAUGAAUUCUGACUGCCCGAGCAGUCAGGCGUGUAUUAAUGAGCGUUGCCGUGACCCCUGUCCAGGUGCAUGCGGUGUGAAUACUGUGUGUAAUGUUGUAAAUCAUAUACCCAACUGCGUUUGCCAACCCGGUUAUAUAGGCGAUGCAUUCGUUGCUUGCCAGCCAGCGCCACCACCUCCACCACCGCAACAAGAACCCAUUGAUCCUUGCAAUCCUAGCCCCUGUGGGGCCAACGCAAUCUGUUCCGGUGAUGGGCAAUGCGCUUGUCUCGCCGACUACCAGGGUGAUCCGUAUGUCGCCUGCAAACCGGAGUGCAUACUUAACACCGAGUGCGAGCGUGAUCGUGCCUGCAUACACCAGAAAUGUGUUGAUCCCUGCCCCGGAACUUGUGGCACGGAGGCUAUUUGCGAAGUUUAUAAUCACGUGCCCAUGUGCCGUUGCCCCGAACGCAUGACUGGCAAUGCAUUUGUGCAAUGCUUAGCAGUACAGACUGAUACUUACCGCAAUCCUUGUCAGCCCUCACCAUGCGGUCCAAACUCACAAUGUCGCGAAGUGAACUCACAAGCCGUAUGCAGCUGUUUACCCAACUACCUAGGCAGCCCGCCGUCUUGCCGUCCAGAAUGCACCACGAACUCUGAUUGCGCGCCGAACCGCGCGUGCCAGAAUCAACGCUGCAUGGAUCCAUGCCCUGGAACUUGUGGAUUGUAUGCGAAAUGCACGGUUGUCAAUCAUAAUCCCUUCUGUACUUGCAAUGAACGCUACACAGGAAACCCCUUCGUGCAGUGUCGUCCGAUAAUUGAGCCAGUGCGAGAUGUUGUGCCAGUCAACCCAUGUCAGCCCUCACCUUGCGGUCCGAACAGUCGCUGUCAACCUGUGGGCGAUUCACCGUCUUGCUCCUGUCUCGAGAACUUCUUUGGUCAGCCACCGAAUUGUCGACCCGAAUGUGUAACAAACUCUGAAUGCGCUUCGAAUAAUGUGUGCCGUAAUAAUCGUUGUGUCGACCCCUGCCCCGGACUAUGCGGAAAUAAUGCUCUGUGUCGUGUUAUAAGCCAUUCAUCAAUGUGUUACUGUGAGAGCGGUUACACUGGCGAUCCAUUUGUGCAGUGCACUUUGAUUGUGCGCGAACCCACUGAAGUUGUUGAUCCAUGCAACCCCAAUCCAUGUGGUCCCUUCGCCGAAUGUCUACAGCAAAAUGGCGUGGGUUCGUGUAAAUGCCUUGCGGAAUACUUGGGCAAUCCUUAUGAAGGUUGUCGUCCUGAAUGCGUACUCAACACCGAUUGUCCAUCGAACAAGGCGUGUAUCAAUCAGAAAUGUCGCGAUCCCUGCCCGGGUACUUGCGGACUGAAUGCUGAGUGUUUCACCAGAAAUCAUUUGCCCACAUGUUCCUGCUUAUUUGGCUAUGUAGGUGAUCCGUAUCGUUAUUGCGCGGUUGAGGAAAAACCUCCACUACAAGAGUACGUUAAUCCAUGUGAACCAACACCCUGCGGCCCGAAUAGCCAGUGCCGCGAAUUAAAUGGCCAAGCCGUCUGCUCUUGCCUGCCGGAGUUUAUCGGCACACCACCCGCCUGCAGACCUGAGUGUACAAUUAGUGCUGAGUGCAGCUUCGAUAAGGCGUGCAUUAAUCAGAAGUGCGCCGAUCCAUGUCCAGGCGUUUGCGGAACCGGCGCUCAAUGUCAAGUGCGCAACCACGCACCACUCUGCUCUUGUCAAAACGGCUACACUGGAGAUCCGUUUACCCGUUGCUAUCCCAUACCUCCGCCACCACCGACUGUUUUUGCUGAACCAAUACGCGAUCCUUGCUUGCCGUCACCAUGUGGCCCCAAUUCGCAGUGCAGAAAUGCGAACGGUCAACCGGCGUGCUCUUGCCUGCCUCAGUUCUUUGGAUCACCACCAAACUGUCGGCCCGAGUGUGUCACGAACUCAGAGUGCUCGUCGAAUCUGGCUUGCAUCAAUAAUCGUUGCACAGAUCCUUGUCCGGGCUCGUGUGCUUACAAUGCAGAAUGUAGCGUGAUAAAUCACAUACCGAUUUGCUCGUGUCCGCGUGAAUAUAUCGGCGAUCCAUUCGUCAACUGUCAACCAGCACCACCACCUAAACCACCGGUAAAAGACGACCCCUGUAAUCCUUCACCUUGCGGACCCAACGCAGUGUGCAACGAUGGUCAAUGUUCCUGCAUACCAGAAUAUCAAGGCGACCCACUCGUCGGUUGCCGGCCGGAAUGCGUACUCAACACUGAAUGUCCACAAAACAAGGCCUGCAUUAGAAAUAAGUGUGUUGAUCCAUGCCCCGGUACGUGCGGAGUCAAUGCCAUCUGCGAGGUGCUUAAUCACGUCCCUAUGUGUCGCUGUCCCGACGGCAUGUCCGGAAAUGCUUUCUACCAAUGUGAUCCACUACCACCAAAAAUCGUAACUGAUCCCUGCCAACCUUCUCCAUGCGGUCCGAAUAGUCGUUGUCGCGUAUUCAAUCAAAACGCUGUUUGCUCUUGCAUUGAAGGUUUCAUCGGUAAUCCGCCUAGCUGUCGUCCGGAAUGUGUACGGAAUUCUGAUUGCGGUCCACAAAAGGCCUGCCAGAAUCAAAAAUGCGUCGAUCCUUGUCCGGGCGCAUGCGGUUUCAAAGCGAUUUGUAACGUAGUAAAUCAUGCGCCCAUAUGUACAUGUCCCGUUCAUCACACUGGAAAUCCAUUCGUAUCCUGUCAACCGAUAAUUGAACCGCCACCACGUUUGGAAGCGCCCAAGGAUCCAUGCUACCCGUCGCCUUGUGGCCCGAAUUCCGAGUGUCGCGCUGUCGGAGAUGCACCAUCUUGCUCUUGCUUACCGCAAUUUAUCGGCGCCCCACCAAACUGUCAUCCGGAAUGUGUAACAAAUAGCGAAUGCAGUCAAGAUAAGGCUUGUAUUAACCAAAAAUGCGUCGAUCCCUGCCCUGGCUUAUGCGGUCAGAAUGCACAGUGUCGUGUGAUUAGUCAUACAGCAAUGUGUCUCUGCGCGGCUGGCUACACUGGCGAUCCGUUUUCGUUCUGCAUGCCGGAACCUGUAAAACAAGUGGACUUCGUCUCGCCAUGUGAACCAAACCCGUGUGGUGUUAACGCCGAGUGUCGCCAAGUGAAUAACGCAGGCUCAUGUCAGUGUUUGCCCCAGUACUUUGGUAAUCCUUAUGAGGGUUGUCGCCCAGAAUGUAUAACGAACUCGGACUGUCCGCUGGAUAAAUCUUGCCAGAAUCAGAAAUGUCGCGAUCCUUGCCCGGGUGUCUGCGCGCUAAAUGCGCAAUGUCGCGUUAUCAAUCACCUGCCUUCUUGUGUAUGUUUGGAUGGUUUCAUAGGCGAUCCCUAUAGCUAUUGUCAGUUACCGGAAAAGCCGAUCAUGAAAGAGUACGUCAACCCAUGCCAGCCAUCACCCUGCGGACCCAAUUCCCAAUGUCGGGAAGUGAAUAAUCAAGCUGUUUGCUCAUGUCUGCCCACAUUUAUUGGUACACCGCCUGCGUGCAGACCAGAGUGUACGACGAGUGCCGAAUGCGCACUCGAUAAAGCGUGCAUCAAUCAGAAAUGUCAGGAUCCUUGUCCGGGUACUUGUGGCACAAAUGCAGAAUGUCACGUGCGCAAUCACUCACCGCUGUGUAGUUGCCUUAGUGGUUACACAGGCAAUGCUUUCACGCGCUGUUAUCCUAUACCACCGCCACCACAAGCUGCGACCCCACCAGAACCAGUACGCAAUCCAUGCGUACCCUCGCCUUGCGGUCAAUUCGCCGAAUGUCGUGAUAUCAACGGCAGCCCGUCGUGCUCGUGUCUACCCACCUAUAUCGGUAGUCCACCCACCUGCCAUCCGGAGUGUACUAGAAACUCAGAUUGCGCCAGCGCACAAGCUUGCAUAAAUGAAAAAUGUCGCGACCCUUGUCCCGGCGCGUGCGGCUUCAAUGCGAACUGUAAUGUUAUAAAUCAUACGCCUAUUUGUCAGUGCACACCUGGCUUGCGAGGCGACCCAUUUGUCUCUUGCCAAGCACCACCACAACCACCACCAAAACUAGCAGAAGAUCCAUGCAAUCCCUCGCCCUGUGGUCCCAACACUGUAUGCCGCGAUGGACAGUGUGAAUGCAUACCGGAAUAUCAGGGCAACCCGUUGAUAGGCUGCCGUCCAGAAUGUGUUUUAAACACCGACUGCCCAUUCGACAAGGCGUGCAAACGUCAGAAGUGCACAGAUCCCUGCCCGGGUACUUGUGCCUCGAAUGCCAUUUGCGAGGUGCAUAACCACAUACCAAUGUGUCAUUGUCCAGAAGGUAUGACUGGCAAUGCAUUCGCACUAUGCCAGCCACUUCCCGCCCCAGUGCAAGUGAAUCCUUGUCAACCCUCACCUUGUGGCCCGAAUUCGCAAUGUCGCGUUGUCAAUCAACAAGCUGUGUGCUCGUGCUUGCCUGAGUUUAUUAGUGCUCCACCAUCCUGCCGUCCGGAGUGUACCAGCAAUGCGGAAUGUGCAUUAAAUCGUGCGUGCCUGCAGCAGAAAUGUCGCGAUCCCUGUCCGGGAGUUUGUGGUAUCAACGCGGAAUGCAGUGUCAUCAAUCAUGCGCCGAUUUGUCGAUGUGCCAAUUCAUACUCUGGCAAUCCAUUUGUGGCCUGCAUGCCUAUACGAAUUGUACCGCAGUUGGACGUUGCCCCGAAGGAUCCUUGUCGUCCAUCGCCUUGCGGUCCCAACGCCGAAUGUCGCGCAGUUGGCGAUAGUCCAUCGUGCUCAUGUCUCAAGGAGUUCAUUGGUGCACCGCCUAAUUGCCGGCCUGAAUGUGUAACCAACUCUGAGUGUCCGCUUUCGCAGGCAUGCAUAAAUCAACGCUGUCAAAAUCCCUGUCCCGGCGUAUGUGGCGCUAAUGCACAAUGUCAUGUCAUAAAUCAUACGCCGAUGUGUAUCUGUACAAACGGCUACACAGGAGAUCCAUUCAGCUAUUGUGACGUCGUACGCGAUGUGCCACAAGAAGUGCUGAAUCCUUGCCAACCAAGUCCUUGUGGUCCUAACACUGCAUGUAUCGUACGUAACGGCGCUGGCGCCUGUCAGUGUUUGCCUGAAUUUGUAGGAAAUCCAUAUGAGGGUUGUCGUCCCGAGUGCGUAGUGAACUCUGACUGUCCUACGGACAAAGCUUGUUUGCAGAAUAAAUGCAAGGAUCCAUGUCCUGGUACUUGUGGCCAGAAUGCCCUCUGCCAUGUACGCAACCAUUUGCCAAGCUGCAACUGCUUAAGUGGUUACACAGGCAAUCCGUACAGCUACUGCAGCGUAAUAACCGAACCGAAAUUCGAUGUCGUUAAUCCCUGUCAACCAUCGCCUUGUGGACCAAAUUCCCAGUGUAAAGAAGUCAAGCAGCAAGCGGUUUGCUCUUGUUUACCCAUGUUCAUCGGCAGCCCACCGGACUGUCGACCCGAAUGCACCAUUUCUAGUGAAUGUGCGCUUGACAAGGCGUGCGUCAAUCAAAAGUGUGUUGAUCCUUGCCCAGGCGUCUGCGGUCUCCACUCUGAAUGUCGCGUACGUAACCAUAGCCCGCUUUGCAGUUGUCAUGCCGGUUACACCGGCGAUGCCUUCACUAGAUGUUACCCAAUACCGCCGCCACCAACUGUGCCGGUUAUUAGAGAGGAGUAUCGCGAUCCCUGUGUUCCAUCUCCUUGUGGUAGCAACGCUAUCUGUCGCAACGUCAACGGUCAGGCCUCAUGCUCUUGUUUACCCAACUAUUUGGGCGCGCCACCUAGCUGUCGUCCCGAGUGUUCCAUCAAUGCCGAAUGUCCAGCGCACUUAGCGUGCAUAAAUGAAAAGUGCCGCGAUCCUUGUCCAGGAUCUUGCGGCUUCGCAGCGAUUUGCAAUGUAAUUAACCACACGCCAAUAUGCACUUGCCCAGCUGACUAUACCGGUGACCCGUUUACAAGUUGCGCGCCCAAGCCACCCGAAAUCAAAUUGCAAUUGAAAGAUCCCUGCAACCCGUCACCCUGCGGCAGCAAUGCUGUUUGUAGCAAUGGAGAAUGCGCCUGCCUACCCGAGUAUCAAGGCAAUGCCUACAUUGGUUGUCGCCCCGAGUGUGUACUCAAUACGGAGUGCGCGCGCGAUAAGGCUUGUAUUAGAAAUAAAUGUGUCGACCCUUGUCCCGGUACCUGCGGUCUAGGCGCCAUCUGCGAUGUUUUCAAUCACAUACCGAUGUGCCACUGCCCCGAGGGCAUGACGGGCAACGCAUUCGUGCAAUGCUCAAUAGUACAACAAACAACGCCAGCGGUAGUGAACACCUGCCAGCCUUCACCCUGUGGCCCCAAUUCUCAGUGCACCGAAAUUAAUCAGCAAGCCGUGUGCGCUUGCCUGCCUGACUAUUUUGGCGUACCACCCAACUGCCGACCUGAAUGCAGCAUUAACUCGGACUGUGCACCGAACAUGGCCUGCGUGAACCAUAAAUGCCGAGAUCCUUGUCCAGGCAGCUGUGGCGUGCGCGCUAUUUGUUCUGUCAUUAAUCACGCACCAUUCUGCAGCUGUCCUAGCGGUUACACCGGCAACGCCCAUACCUUGUGUCAACUCUUGCCGCCACCACCGAGCCCUCAACGAGAACCCACAAACCCCUGCGUACCAUCACCGUGCGGUCCCAACUCACAAUGCACUGAUAGGAACAGCUCACCAUCAUGCACUUGUCUACCGGAUUAUAUUGGCGCACCACCCAACUGCCGCCCGGAGUGCUUAUCAUCAUCGGAAUGCCCUAGCAACCAGGCUUGUAUUAAUAUGAAGUGUCGUGAUCCUUGCCCCGGUGUAUGUGGUACAUCAGCCACCUGUCAUGUGGUUAGCCAUACGCCCUCUUGUGUCUGCAUCGCCGGUUAUGUGGGUGAUCCGUUCACGCAGUGCUACCCCGAACCAAUAGUUGAACGCGAGCAGAUCAAUCCGUGCGUACCCAGCCCCUGUGGCAGUAAUGCUAUCUGCACCACACAAAAUAACGCCGGCGCAUGUAAAUGUUUGCCCGAAUAUUUCGGCAAUCCCUAUGACGGUUGUCGCCCCGAAUGUACCACAAAUUCUGAUUGUCCAUCGAAUAAGGCAUGUCGCAAUCAGAAAUGUCAAGACCCUUGUCCUGGUGUUUGCGGUCAAAAUGCACAAUGUUACGCGAUUAAUCAUUUACCUACUUGUACUUGUCUGUCUGGCUAUACAGGAGAUCCGUACAGCUAUUGCAACGUGCCGAAAGAACCAAUAAGAGAAUAUGUAAAUCCUUGCGUACCAUCGCCUUGUGGCCCGAAUUCGCAAUGUCGUGAAGUGCAAGAACAAGCGGUCUGCUCUUGCUUACCUGACUUCAUUGGCAACCCGCCUUCUUGUCGCCCCGAAUGUACAACGAACUCCGAAUGUGCCGCCGAUAAGGCGUGCAUAAACAAGAAGUGUCAAGAUCCCUGUCCCGGCACGUGUGGCUCGAAUGCUGAGUGUAGCAUACGCACGCAUAACCCCUACUGUAGUUGUCGGCCCGGUUAUACUGGUGACGCUUUUGUGCGUUGCUACCCCAUACCGCCACCGCCACCACCAGCACGCGAACCUUAUCGCGAUCCCUGUGUACCCUCGCCAUGUGGUCAAUACGCCGUCUGCCGCGUGACAAAUGAUCAACCUACGUGUUCGUGUCUGCCAUCUUAUAGCGGUACUGCACCCAAUUGUCGCCCGGAAUGUGUAGUAAACUCGGACUGUACCAGUAACCACGCUUGCGUCAAUGAGAAGUGUCGCGAUCCAUGUCCUGGGUCUUGUGGCGUGAACGCCGAAUGUAAUGUGCUUAACCAUAUACCAUCCUGCACGUGCCCCAUUGGCUACACUGGUAAUCCAUUCACCAGCUGUUACGCGCAACCAGCACCACCACCACAAUGUAAUGAGAACUCAAAACUUGUUUCCUUUUUAACUCAACACUUACAUUUACAACCUUUUUCCACGCAAACAGCCACGCCAUCUGAUGAUCCUUGCAUACCGUCUCCUUGUGGCACCAACGCGCAAUGCAGUGAUGGCAUUUGCACCUGCAUCGCUGAGUAUCAGGGCGAUCCAUACACUGGUUGCCGUCCUGAAUGUAUUUUGAAUAGCGAAUGCCCACGUGAUAUGUCGUGUAUCAAUCAGAAAUGUCGAGACCCUUGUCCCGGAACUUGCGCCUCGAAUGCCAUCUGCGAAGUACAUAACCACGUUCCUAUGUGUCACUGUCAGGCGGGCAUGCAAGGUAAUGCAUUUGUACAGUGUCAGCCGGUACCCGAGCGUCCAGCUGAACCUGUACAUCCAUGCCAGCCGUCACCUUGUGGUCCCAACUCACAGUGUCAGGAUAGGAAUGGUAUAGCAAUUUGCACUUGUGUACAAAAUAUGAUUGGUACACCGCCUGCGUGCCACCCCGAAUGCGUUAGCAACUCUGAGUGUCCAAUGAAUCGCGCCUGCAUCAACCAGGAAUGUAGCGACCCCUGUCCGGGCGCUUGCGGCCACAACGCGCUCUGCAACAUAGUCAGUCAUAAUCCAAUCUGUUCUUGUCCAGCGGGCUACACUGGCAGUCCAUUCGUCGCUUGUCAGCCAAUCAUUACUCCACCAUCUUAUGAGGAACCUCGUGAUCCCUGCCGUCCAUCACCUUGCGGUCCUAACGCACAAUGUAGCAAUAUUAAUGGCGCGCCAUCUUGCACUUGCUUAAGUGAAUUCAUAGGUGCACCACCAAAUUGUCGUCCCGAAUGUAUUUCCAACUCGGAGUGUCCAUCUGAUAAGGCCUGCAUCAAUCGGAAAUGUCGCGAUCCUUGUCCCGGUCUGUGUGGCUCCAAUGCGCAAUGUCGCGCUCUGAACCAUAUACCAAACUGCGUUUGUGAGCAGGGAUACGUUGGAGAUCCGUUUAGCAUUUGCCGUCUACCACUUCCACCACCACCGUCACCUGUACCGGACUACGUAGAUCCAUGCAUACCAAGCCCCUGUGGAGACAAUGCAGAAUGCCGUCGUCAUAACAACGUUGGAUCUUGUGUCUGCCUACCUGACUACUUUGGUAACCCGUACCAGGGUUGUCGCCCCGAGUGUGUGCUAAACAGUGAUUGCCCGUCAAAUAAGGCCUGCGUUCAGCGCAAAUGUCGUGAUCCAUGCCCGGGUGCUUGUGGCCGCAACGCCGAGUGCCAGGUUGUGAAUCAUCUGCCAGUUUGCCACUGUUUGAAUGGCUACACGGGCAAUCCGUUUAGUUUAUGCUCGCCUGUUAAGCAAUUGGAACCAGUUUACGUAAAUCCCUGCAUACCAUCACCUUGCGGCCCGAACGCUCAAUGUCACGAAGUUAACCAGCAAGCUAUUUGCUCUUGCUUACCUGAAUUCGUUGGCUCACCACCUGCCUGUCGUCCAGAGUGUACCGUUAAUGCGGAAUGUGCGCUCACACAAGCCUGUAUAAAUCGUAAAUGCGCUGAUCCUUGUCCGGGCACCUGCGGUCAGAAUGCGGAAUGCCGCGUUUACAAUCACAACCCUAUUUGUUCGUGCAGAACAAGCUAUACCGGAGAUGCUUUCACCCGCUGUUAUCCAAUAACUUCCCCACCACCGCCAGCUAUCGCAGACGUUUUACCAGCCACACCCCCUCCACCAAGUAGUCCCUGCAAUCCGUCACCUUGCGGCCAAUACUCGCAAUGUCACAGCCGCAAUGGUGCUGCAAUUUGCUCAUGUCUACCCAGCUACGUAGGUAGUCCGCCAAAUUGUCGCCCCGAGUGUGUUGUACAUUCCGAUUGCCCCUCGAAUCGCGCUUGCAUCAAUGAGAAGUGUCGUGACCCAUGUCCCGGCUCGUGCGGCUUCAAUGCGAUCUGCAAUGUUCUCAACCAUGUGCCGAACUGCGUGUGUCCAGCUGGUUAUGUAGGAGAUCCGUUCAGCAGUUGCCAACCGGAACCACCGAAACCAGUACAACGUGAACCCAUCAAGCAAGAUCCUUGCGUACCAUCACCUUGUGGCGCCAAUGCCGUCUGCAGUGGAGAAGGAGUGUGCACAUGUCUACCCGACUAUAUGGGCGACGCUUACAGUGGCUGCCGACCGGAGUGUGUGCUCAAUAGCGAUUGCGCACGUGAUCGCGCUUGCAUCAAUCAGAAAUGCAAAGAUCCGUGCCCGGGAACUUGCGGCGCACAAGCGCUAUGCAAUGUUAUAAAUCACAUACCGAUGUGUUCGUGUGCCGACGGCUUCACCGGCAACGCUUUCGUGCGUUGUGAUAGCAUACCAACCGCUGAACCUCCUGCGCCUGUGUAUCCCUGCCAUCCUUCCCCUUGUGGCCCGAACUCUCAGUGUCGCGAAGCGCAUGAGCAAGCUAUAUGUUCUUGCUUACCUGGCUUUAUUGGCGCUCCACCAUCCUGUCGUCCAGAGUGCGUCUCAAGCACGGAGUGUACGCUCGAUAAGUUCUGCUUAAAUCAACGUUGCCAGGAUCCUUGCGCCGGUGCUUGCGGUCUACGCGCCAUUUGUCAUCCGCAAAAUCAUAGCCCUAUAUGCGCUUGCCCACAACGCUACACGGGCGAUCCAUUUAUUGCUUGUCAACCCAUAAUUACACCACCCCCAGCACCAGUACGUGAUGAAAAGCCUACGAAUCCCUGCCAACCGUCACCUUGCGGUCCGAACUCCGAAUGUACCGCCACACCUAAUGGCGCACAGUGCACUUGUUUACGCGAAUUUAUCGGCACUGCACCACACUGCCGUCCCGAAUGCGUUACCAGUGCUGAGUGCGCUUCGGACAAGGCAUGCAUUAAUCGCAAGUGCGCCGAUCCUUGUCCAGGCUCGUGUGGCGCUGCAGCCGAGUGUCGUGUGUUGGCGCACAGCGCAAUGUGUUACUGCCCAAGCGGUUAUACCGGCGAUCCCUUUAGCGCGUGCGUGCGACAACAAGAACCGCCUACGGAAGUGGCUCUACCCUGCAGUCCCAGCCCCUGCGGCCCGAAUGCGAUUUGUCAACCGCGAAAUGGCAUUAGCGUAUGCCAAUGUCUACCCAACUACUACGGCAAUCCCUAUGAAGUGUGUCGACCGGAAUGUGUUAGAAACUCAGAUUGCGCAGCGGACAAGGCGUGUCAGAAUCAGAAGUGUCGCGAUCCAUGUCCUGGCACGUGCGGUUCAGACGCUAUGUGUCAUGUCGUCAAUCAUGUACCAAACUGCGCAUGUCUACCUGGUUAUCGCGGCGAUCCGUAUACGCGUUGCACAGUGGUGCAAGCAGAACCCGAACCUAGCGUUCCCGUAAGUCCCUGCCAACCAUCGCCGUGUGGCGCCAAUGCGCAAUGUCGCGAUUCAAAUGGACAAGCCGUCUGUUCCUGCUUGCCCGAUUUCGUAGGCGUUCCACCAGCCUGUCAUCCGGAAUGUGUCGUCAGCUCCGAGUGUCCAUUGGAUAAGGCAUGCAUCAAUCAAAAAUGUAAGGAUCCUUGUCCGGGCGCAUGUGGAAUUAAUGCCGAGUGUCACGUACGUAACCAUAGUCCGUUAUGCGCUUGUAAAUCAGGUUAUACCGGCGAAGCUUUCACCAGCUGUCAACCGAUACCACCGCCGCGUACUCCAGCGCCUGCACCACCGCGCGACGUCAAUCCAUGCAUUCCCUCACCUUGUGGAUCGUACGCACAAUGCCGCGAAGUAAAUGGCGCCGCGACUUGCAGCUGCUUGUCAAAUUAUAUUGGCGCACCACCCAACUGCAGGCCGGAGUGUACAAUCAACGCGGAAUGUGCCAGCAAUCUGGCUUGCAUGAAUCAACGUUGUCGCGAUCCAUGCCCCGGCUCUUGCGGUUUCGCAGCGCUCUGUAAUGUUAUCAAUCACACACCAAGCUGCUCUUGUCCUGCGGGAUACAGCGGCGAUCCGUUUACCAGCUGUCGUCUGUUGCCACCACCACCACCAGCACCAAAACCGGCUGAACCUAUCGACCCGUGCAUACCCUCGCCUUGUGGCGCAAAUACUGUCUGCAACAACGGUCAAUGUUCCUGCAUUCCAGAGUAUCACGGCGAUCCUCUUAUCGGCUGCCGCCCAGAAUGUGUCCUCAAUGCGGAUUGUGCGCGUGAUCGCGCCUGCGUGCACAAUAAGUGUGUGGACCCCUGUCCGGGCACUUGCGGUCAGCGCGCUCUCUGCGAUGUCAUCAAUCACAUACCGAUGUGUCGCUGUCCUGAACGUAUGACUGGCAAUGCAUUCGUCGCCUGCGAGCCAGUGCGUGAUGUCGAACAGAAGAACCCUUGCCAACCAUCACCGUGCGGUCCUAAUUCGCAGUGCAUUGAACGUGGUGGUAAUGCCAUCUGCUCUUGCAUCACCGGCUAUUUGGGCAAUCCACCGAACUGCCGUCUGGAGUGUUACACUAGCUCGGAUUGUGCACAAAUACACGCGUGUAUCAACAAUAAAUGCGUUGAUCCUUGUCCCGGUCAGUGCGGUCAGAACGCCGAGUGCCAGACAGUGCAACAUCGCGCACAUUGUGAAUGUAUACGCGGCUAUAGCGGUAAUCCAUAUUCACUUUGCACGAGAACAGAAAUACGUCAAGAACCGCCAAGCGUACAAAAGAACCCUUGCGUUCCAUCGCCUUGCGGUCCUAACGCGCAAUGUACCGAUGAACAGGGACAGGCUCGUUGUGCCUGCCUUCUCAAUUAUAUUGGCGCUCCACCCAAUUGUCACCCAGAAUGCUCGACCAAUGAUGAUUGUCCUAACAAUCUGGCGUGUAUCAAUCUCAAAUGCCGUGACCCUUGUCCCGGCUCAUGCGGUGUAAAUGCCAACUGUCUUGUCACCUUCCACAUACCAAAUUGCCAUUGCCCAAGUGGCAUGACCGGAGAUCCCUUCCGCGCAUGUUAUGAGGCACCUAAAAUUCUUCCACCGCCACCGAAACAGGAACCACGCGAUCCUUGCCGUCCAUCACCUUGCGGCUCGAACAGUGAAUGCCGCGGACGUGGCGAUAGCUACACUUGCGUCUGCAUAAACGACUACAUCGGCAAUCCCUACGAGGGUUGCCGUCCUGAGUGUAUUGGCAAUUCUGAAUGCCCCUCGAAUCGGGCUUGCAUACGCAACAAAUGCGCCGAUCCUUGCCCAGGCACUUGCGGCGUGGGUGCGCUGUGCAGCAUACACAACCACAUACCGAUAUGCUCAUGUCCGUCAGGCUACACUGGCAACGCAUUCAUUCAGUGCUCACUUAUCGCAAUGGAGCCUGAAGAACGUCGCGAUCCUUGCUAUCCAACACCAUGUGGCAUCAACACCGUCUGCAAAGUGCAGCGCGAUCAAGGCAUUUGCGAGUGCUUACCAGGCUUCUUCGGCAAUCCAUAUGGCCAAGGCUGUCGUCCCGAAUGUACACUUAGUUCGGAUUGUGCCAAGGAUAGAGCGUGCGUCAAUUCGAAGUGCGUCGACCCAUGCCCUGGUGUUUGCGGUUAUGGUGCACAGUGCCAGACGGUGAAUCACAAUCCCAUCUGCAGCUGUCCAAAUUCAAUGGUUGGCAAUCCGUUUGUUGAAUGUCAUGCGCCACCGAAACCUGUGGAUCCAUGCAAUCCAUCACCAUGCCGUAGCAAUGGCAUUUGCCAAGUUAUUAAUGGCGCUGCCACUUGUACAUAUCCAGAGUGUGUAACUAAUGAGGACUGCUCCCGUAAUCGUGCUUGUAUUAAUCAGAAAUGUCGCGAUCCAUGUAUCAAUGCUUGCGGUGUGAACGCAAUUUGUAAUGCUAUCAAUCAUAAGGCGGUAUGCACAUGUCCAGCUGGUUACUAUGGUUCACCGUUUAAUCAGUGUCUGCCACAAAUGGAAGAAAUACCAGCGCCAAGGCCAGAAUGUACCACCGACUCGGAAUGCUCCAACGAUAAGGCAUGCAUAAAUCAGGCAUGCCAGAAUCCAUGUGAACUCUCGAAUAUCUGUGGCACAAAUGCGCGCUGUCAUGUGCAGCUACACCGACCACUCUGCGUCUGCAAUGAAGGUUACACGGGCAACGCUUUCAGCUACUGCCACCUAAUUGGCUGCCGUUCAGACGAGGAAUGUCCCGCCACCGAGGCCUGUAUCAACAAGCAAUGUACCGAUCCUUGCCCAUACACACAAUGUGGCACGAAUGCUAUUUGCCGCGCCGAUUACAAUCACAAAGCGCGCUGCCAUUGUCCAGACGGUUAUCGUGGCAAUCCUUUGGUGCGCUGCGAGCGUCCCGAAUGCUCAAGCGACGAUGAGUGUACCUUUAAUUUGGCCUGCAAGAAUGAACGCUGUGAAGAUCCAUGCAAUUGUGGUGUUGGCGCGCAGUGCCGCGUCGAUAAUCAUCGCGCGCUUUGCCGUUGCCCACCAGGCUACAGUGGCAAUCCGCUAGUGAGCUGUGUGCUCGAGGAACCUAAAGUGGCACCACAAUGUACUAUGGAUGCGGAUUGUAGCAGCAAGUUGGCGUGCUUCGGCGGAGAAUGUAAGAAUCCAUGCGCUGUGACGCAACCAUGUGGCGCGAAUGCUAUUUGCUCGGUGGUGGAUACACUACCGUUACGCACAAUGAUCUGUCAAUGUGAACCCGGUUAUGUUGGUGAUGCUGAUGUUGGCUGUCGUAAAGAACCUGCACGGGAUCACGGCUGUCAAUCGAACAGCGAAUGCCAAGAUACCGAGGCCUGUCGAAAUGGUGUUUGCGUGAAUCCUUGCACCGAUGGCUCGCCUUGCGCGCGCACCGCCGAAUGCUUAGCGCAACGACAUCGCGCCGUCUGCAGUUGCCCACAAGGCACUCAAGGCGAUCCGUUCAUCAACUGUUACCAACCACCUCAAAUUACCGCCGGCUGCACGCACGAUACGGAAUGCACACCGACCACGGCCUGCAUCAAUCAGCGCUGCCAAGAUCCCUGCGCUGAAGCAAACCCAUGCGCUGGCAAUGCCGAGUGCCGCGUGCGCAACUCGCGCCCAAUUUGCUCUUGCCCCGCUGGCUGGGGUGGUGAUCCACAAGUUCAAUGCUACAAACCGGAAUGUAAGAUCAACGCCGACUGCCCCUACGACAAGGCCUGCAUCAAUGAAAAUUGUGUGAACCCUUGCAACUAUGGCGAAGUACGCUGCGGCACUGGAGCACAGUGCGCGCCACAGAAUCACCAAGCCGUCUGCAUUUGUCCACCAGGCACACAAGGCAGUCCAUUUGUUUCCUGCAUCACAGGUCAUUGUCAAUUCAACGAGGAUUGCGCCGAUCAUGAAGCUUGCGAUCGCCUGAAUCGAGUCUGCCGCCCGGUCUGCGAUGAAGACACCUGCGCUGUGAAUGCCAUUUGCACAGGUAGACGUCAUCAGCCGCAAUGUGAGUGCCGUUCAGGCUACACAGACAACGCGUUCGUCGAAUGCCAACUGCCACGCGAACCACCGACUAAGGUCGCACCGGAGUGCACGCAAGAUGCCGACUGUCCUUCGCAAUUGGCUUGCAUCAACCAGCAUUGCGCAAAUCCAUGCGCUACGCCACAUGUUUGCACACCUCAACAAACCUGUCACGUGCUCGAUACACUGCCGCUACGUACCAUGAUCUGCAAGUGUCCGAGCGAUACAAUCACCGACACCUCGGGCAAUUGUGUUCCGAUUAAACAUGAAGUUGUAAGUGGUUGCCAGAGCAACGAUGAAUGUAGCAACGCUGAGGUAUGUCAACGCGGCGUUUGCAUCGACGCAUGCCGUCUGGAACGUUGUGGUGUUAAUGCACAAUGCCGCUCGCGCGAUCACUAUGCGGAAUGCACAUGCCCACGCGGUUACGAAGGUAAUCCACGCGUCGAAUGUCAACUGAUAGUACACGAACAACCUAAGACACCGGGCGCGGAAUGUACGAAAAAUGAUGACUGUUCAAAUGAUAAGACUUGCAAGAAUGAACGCUGCAUAAAUCCGUGUGUGGAAGAUCCUUGCGGACCCGGCGCCUACUGCCAUGUUCAGAACAGAGCAGCUGUGUGUCGCUGCCCGCCCGGUUUCAAAGGCGAUGCGCGCGUCGCUUGUGUACCACCACCAGACGUAUCCACAAUUGGCUGCAAAUCCAAUUCUGAUUGUUCACUAACCGAGUCAUGCGUCAACGAACGUUGCGUCAACCCUUGCAAUUGUGGCCCGAAUGCCGACUGCAUCGUACGCAAUCAUCACCCCAUCUGCUACUGUCAACCUGGCUACUCUGGGAAUGCGCAAUUCGGCUGCGUACAAAUUGGCUGCCAAUCGGACGACGAAUGUUCCACGGAUCAGCAAUGCGUUAACCGUGAAUGUGUUAAUCCUUGCUUAGUAAGCGAUCCAUGCGCGCUCAAUGCCGAGUGCUUUGGUCGCAAUCAUCGCGCCACCUGUCGCUGCCCCGCUGGCUUGGAGGGUGAUCCGUUCCAACGUUGCGUGCGCGUCGAAUGCCAUUCGGACUAUGAUUGCGCCACGAAUCAAGCAUGUGUACGCAAUCAAUGUAUUAAUCCUUGCCAGGAUAGUCCCUGCGCACAAAAUGCCAUCUGUCAGGCGCUACAACAUCGCGCUGUCUGCCGCUGCCCCGAAACAAUGCCGCUCGGCAACCCAUACUCUUACUGUGAGCGACGUCCUGUGGAGCCUGUUUGCCGCGAUGAUGGCGAUUGCCCGAGCCGCUUGGCCUGCAUUGACAACAAGUGCCAGAACCCGUGCACCAUACUUUCACCUUGUGCCGCCUCAGCUAAAUGUAGUGUACUUGAUAGUGUACCAGUACGAACUAUGGUAUGCGAAUGCCCCGAAUCAUAUGUGCCCGAUGCGCGCGGUGAGUGCAAACCUAUUGUGCUGCAAAGCCCACCAGGUUGUAGCACUGACGCCGAUUGUCCAGACCAGGAGGCGUGCAUCAACCGUCAGUGUCGCAAUCCAUGCAACUGUGGCACCAACGCCAUUUGUCAGGUGCAGAAUCAUCGCGCUACUUGCUCUUGCCAAGAUGGUUACGAAGGUAAUCCUUACUCCGUCUGUCGAACGAUAGGUUGCCGCAUCGACAGUGAGUGCGACUCAGGUAAGGCUUGCAUCAACGGCAAUUGCAUCAACCCCUGCUUGGUUAACGAUCCUUGCGGCAUCAACGCCGAGUGCCAUGUACAGGCGAAUAGCGCUGUCUGCCGCUGCAAGAGCGGUUAUCGUGGCAAUGCCUAUGAGCGUUGUCGCGUCAUCGGCUGUCUCACGAACAACGACUGUCCCACCGACAAAAUGUGUCAAAAUGAACAGUGUGUAAACCCUUGCAUCUAUCACAACACAUGCUCACCACGCGCCGAAUGCCGCGCGCAAAAUCACUUGGCAGUCUGUCGCUGUCCAACUGGCUUCCUAGGAAAUCCAUACGUCGAUUGCCGUCCAGAACCACAACCCACAUGCCGAGUAGAUACAGACUGCCCCGCAACUUUGGCCUGCAUCAACGAUGAGUGCGUAGACCCUUGUCUCACGCUCGAACCGUGCAACAGACCUGCUCAAUGCCAAGUUACCCCGACCUCGCCAGUGCGUACCAUGAUCUGUAUCUGCCCCGAUGGCUAUAUCAGCAGCGGUAGCGGCACUUGUAAACCAACGAAGACCAUAGUGGAUGUAGGCGGCUGUAUUGCCGACUCCGACUGCGCUGCAGAUAAAUCUUGUGUUAAUGGCGUCUGCCGCGAUCCCUGCAACUGCGGCUUGAAUGCCGAGUGUCGCAUCAAGGACCAUAAACCUGUAUGCACAUGUCGUCAAGGAUAUGAAGGAAAUCCAGAAUUUGAGUGCUCCAAAAUAGAAUGCGCCAUCAACUCCGACUGUCCAGCGACGCACGCUUGCCGGAACCAACUUUGUGUGCCUGCCUGUCAAGGUGAGCAGUGUGGCAGGAAUGCCCAGUGUCUGGCAGUUGACCACCGCGCCGUGUGCGAAUGUGUGCCAGGCUACCGCGGAAAUGCGCGCAUCGCUUGCACACCACUCGGCUGUCGGGCUGACAACGAGUGUCCGUCCGAUAAGGCUUGUGUAAAUGGAAAAUGUGAAAACCCAUGCGAGACGAAGGCUGUAUGUGCAUAUGACGAAAUAUGCAAAGUCUACAACCAUCGUCCGGAAUGUGGCUGUCCACCAGGCACUAUUGCGCGCCGCAAUGGUUGCGAGCCACUACGCGAAAUACCAAUUUGCACCUACGACGGCGAUUGUCCGAGCCAAACUGCUUGCAUACGCGGCGAAUGCGUCAAUCCAUGCAACGCAACACAUCCGUGUGGCGUGAAUGCUGAUUGUCGCGUGCUGGAUACAGUACCAGUGCGUACAAUGAUUUGCGAAUGCUUGGAGGGUUACACUGGUAACGCAGCCGUACAGUGCGAUAAGCGUUCAUUGUGCGUGAUCGAGAAAGGAUUUGUGCGCGACAUAGACGGUCAGUGUAUCUGCCCACCAGGCACUGCUUUGGACAUCUACGAAUAUUGCACACCCUGCCUGCCACAACAAGGCUAUAAGAUUGACGAAAAUGGGCGCUGUGUAUGCGCGCUAGAACGCGGCAUGGUAAUUGAUGAACGUGGACGCUGUAUCUGCCCAACGGACCAUGGCUACCGACUCACACCUGCCGGCGAAUGCGUGGCCGAAGACCAACCUGGCUGUGAAACGAAUGACGACUGCGCCGACAAUCGCUACUGUAACACGCGAACCAAGACCUGCGAGGAUCCAUGUCUGCAAAAGCUCUGCGGCGUGAACGCAUUCUGUAAUGCUAUCAAUCAUAGAGCGCAAUGUCAAUGCAUCACCGGCUACACCGGUAAUCCAGAGCUCAUCUGCAAUCACACCAACUUCCGGACGGAUUUCCCACGACCCGAUAUGUUGGUCAGCUGUCUGGCUGACGGUGUACAAGUCGAGAUACAUAUUACCGAGCCCGGUUUCAAUGGUGUGCUCUACGUGAAGGGACACAGCAAGGAUGAAGAAUGUCGACGGGUGGUCAAUCUGGCGGGCGAAAGCGUACCACGAACCGAAAUCUUCCGUGUGCACUUCGGCAGUUGCGGCAUGCAAGCUGUAAAAGAUAUUGCCAGCUUUGUAUUGGUCAUACAGAAACAUCCUAAAUUGGUCACUUACAAAGCGCAAGCUUACAACAUCAAAUGUGUCUACCAGACGGGUGAGAAGAAUGUCACGCUCGGUUUCAAUGUAUCCAUGCUAACCACAGCAGGUACAAUUGCCAACACUGGACCACCGCCUAUCUGUCAAAUGCGCAUCAUUACGCACGAAGGCGAAGAGAUCAAUUCGGCGGAGAUUGGCGACAAUCUCAAACUGCAAGUAGACGUAGAGCCAGCAACAAUCUAUGGUGGCUUCGCGCGUUCUUGCAUUGCCAAAACAAUGGAGGAUAAUGUGGAGAAUGAGUAUAUUGUAACCGAUGAGAAUGGUUGCGCCACCGACGCCUCAAUCUUUGGCGAAUGGGAAUACAAUCCGGACACCAACAGCCUCAUGGCCAACUUUAAUGCCUUCAAAUUCCCCUCCAGUGAUAAUAUACGUUUCCAAUGUAAUAUACGCGUCUGCUUUGGUAGAUGCCAACCGGUUAAUUGCCGCGGCUAUAACGCUUUCGGGCGUAGAAGAAGACGAGCGAUUGCGGACAACUCCACAGAUACAACUGCGGUGGCGACUAACACUGGCGUUGAAGGACAAUUGCGUGAAGAGAUAACCAUAUCAUCGAAUGCGAUAUUGACAUUCGAGAAGCGCAGCGGUCCAGGCAUCAAUGAUGCGAAUAUCAAACCCGCCGCGCAACGCGUUGAAGACAUUUGCGUCUCCAUGGUGGGGCUGAUAAUAGCGCUGGUGAUAACAGCUCUAUUGGCUUUGGUAGCUGUCGCAGUGGCCGUAUCCUGCUGGCUCAUGGCCUAUCGUCGGCGACCAAAAACACUAGCGCCGCUACCGCAUCCGCCAGAGUUCCCCAAUCCGCUAUUUGCGAAUGCUGAAGCUGUGCCAGAGCCAACACCAGACUAUCUAUCAUAAGGAAGAAUCAAAAACGAACGAGUAAAUAUGCUAGUUUUUAGGUUAGUUAAGAAAUUUAAAGCAAAACAAAAUUGAUGAAAGAUGAUAAAAUGAAAGAAUCAUAAUGUAAUUUAGUAAAAAGUAAACGAAUUUGUAUAGCUAAAGAAAAGAAGCUCGUGCAAAAAGUUUGAGAGCGCGCGUGUGCUCAUUGAUUAACGAUUUGCUGUAAUAUCUGAAAUAUAGAGGUAAACAAAUGAGCGCAAAGAAAAACAAAAGCGUUAAGCGAGCACAACCAAAUAUAGUGAAAGAGAAAUAUGAAACAGAAUGUGUCAAAAUUUACGAAAAUACGUUAUGAUUUCGUAUGAAAAAAUCACGCGUAACUGAGAGUGUAUUAUAUACUUUAUGUAAAUGUAUAAGUAAAUAUUUUUUCCUCAACUCACCAUGACAUUCCUAAAGAGCGUAGCGUAGCCUAGCCUAAUUAGACGUCAAAGGCUACCGAGCGCUCGUAUUUUAACUAAAAUGAGAAUUUCAAGUAGCUUUUUGAAUUUUUCUUCAAAGCAAAGUAUGCGAUAAAUGCGUUAAAAUAACAUUUAAAUAUUUAAAUUUUUUUUUUUGUACAGAUAUUUUCUUUUUUUUAAUUUUUUUAUACUUUUUUUAAUAGGAGUACGCAAUUAAACAAAAAACUGUAGUUAGAAAAAAAUAUUUUUAAAAAUAACUAUGAACAACUGCCAAAGCUAUAACACUGCUUAUGUUUAUAGACAAACAUACUAUACAUAUGUAGAAGAAAGAGUAGCACAAAGGCAUUUACGCAUAGUUAGUAGUUGAAGAAAAAGGCAAAAAGGCUUAUCGGGCAUGAGAAGGUGUUUAAGAGAAGAGAAAAGAGCGAAAAAGGGAAAAAGAAAGCGAAAGUGAUAGAAAUAGGAAAUGAACGCAAUACCUCAGAAAAAUAUUUUUUCUUUUCUUUUCUGAAGUAUUGCAGAAAGGUAGCCAGGCUACGAAAGAAUUCUCAUCUAACAAAUACAACUUCUUCAUUAGUCGAAAAGCACGAAUAGCAUAUUUGUAUGGAUACUUAAGGAAAUAGUAUGUAUACAAUUACGCUACCACUGACAUAUGCCACUAUUGUAUUAGUAAUUAAAGACUUGUCUUCCCUGUAAAAAAAAAAAAACAAUGUACUAUAAUACAUACUUAUUUACAUAUAUAAAUACAUACGCACAUGAAAAACUCUGUAGGUGGUGGGCUACCUCCAAACACAGAACAGAAUAAACAGUAUACAGAAGAGGCAUUGGCAUUUCUAUGGCGGCCGCACUAAUAUGAUCAGAGUAGAGCAGGCGGAACUCACCAACGACAGCGACGAAUGCAUAAAAUGAUGACGGCCGGAACAACUUGUUCACUGUAAAGAACAUGACCACUGGCAAUUCCACGUCAAAAAAGAAGAAAGAUACUGAUCUUGAUUUCAGCAGAUUAAGAAUACUAUGCAGCCAGAGAGAGCGCUUGCCUCAUCACCGAAUGUACUGCAAAUUCAGAUUUCAGCUUAAGGCAUUAUUCUUCUUCUGUAUAUUUUGUAUAUGCUGUACUCCAAUCCACUGGUCUAACCAUGUAACUCGCGAACCGUUUCACAGACUCGAAUACUGCAUACUUUUGGGCGCUACACUCAGUAACAAAAGUAUACGAAAGCCGUAUAGCGGAGUUGUUCAUUGUAUGCAAUCAAAUAAAUUUAAAAAAAAAAGUGGAACACGUUAGAGAGAUAUGAUUAGGUUAGGUGGACCUCUACUAGAUAUGCACUUGUAUUAUAGAAAAAAGAAACAAAAAAAAAAAACACAGCACACAGUCUAAGUAAAUAGUUAUAGGUGUAUGUAUAUAUGCUAUAAAAUUUUCCUAUAACUUAUAAAUGUAAAUGAAGAAAACUAUAAACUGCCCUGAGACACUCGAAGAAUCAAAUGAACAAUGCAAGAAGGAGAAAAAAAAUACUCCAAAAAGCAAAGACAAGGUGGGGCAGAAGGGCAAGAAAAGAGCGGCGAAAAGAAAUUACGAAGGAAAGCAUCGAAAGCAACCAAAAAUGGUGGAAAGAGAGCCAACAAAAAAUAAGUUAGAAAAAAAAACCUUUUAGAAGCUUUGUGAAAACCUCUUGACACAACUUUGUAUAAAAGAAGGAAGUUACAAAAAAAACCUUUCAAACCUGUUUGAAGCUAAGGAGGUUAUGUUGAAGCAACUGUAGUUAAACGAAUAUGGCGACUUAAAGAAAAAUAAAUUAAAAUGUUUUGUACAACAACAAAUCAAGCAUAAGAGAUGUUUAUUUAUUUAUUAACAAAGGCAAAUAAAUAAAACAACCAACAAAUUGUGGAACGCUUAAAAAAAGCACUGGAGAAAGCAAACGAAAAGUCAUACAUAUAUACAACAAUAAAAACCAAAAACAACUUGACUGCCAAGCACUUCCUCAGCUAAAAAUAAAAGGCUUGAAAAAAUAUUCGCCCACCAAGCUGCCCCCAUCAUGCCUUGCGCUUUGCAUUUGUGCGCACGAUUUUUGUAAAUAUCAAAAAUUACAAAAAAAAACAAAUAAUAAAAUAGCUGCCUAAACGUUGUUCCGAUUUUUUAUUAAAAAAUUAUUAUUCAAUAAAUUUUAUAUACAUUUUUUAACACUUCUGCCUAUCCGCAAAGCGACUAAUGGAGGAUUUGCUUAAUUAAUUUUAAUAUAAUGUAUUUACUAUUAAAUAUUUAACGCGUACUAAUAACAUUUUAUAAAAAAAAAAAUAAUAUUAAAAAUAUUUGAAAUUUAAUAUAACCAAUCAUAAGCAAGUAAAAAAGCGUGUUAGUCAAGUGCGUUUACUUUUUUUAUUAAAAAAUUAUUUUUGUUAAUGAAUUUUUUUUUUUUAAUUUUAUUUAAACGUUUUUUUCCUUAUUUAAUUUUAAACCUUAAUGUAUGCUUGUUGUGAUUGCGAAGUGCGUACGCAAAUUAUGAUUAAAUAUAUAUAUAUAUAUAUAAAUAAAUAUAAACGCGAUAUAUGUAUGUGUAAAACUUUACUAAAAACGCUACUAAAAAAUUAAAAAAAAAAAUCCAAAAAAAAAAAUUUAAACAAGUAUGCGCGCCCCCCACUCAACCAUCGCCUACAUACACUCUGGCAACGACGUGAAUUCACCGCAACAGCCAGCAACUGUGCAGCGAACUUUGGUUGCUUGCGUGUUUGCGUUGAAUUUACGCUGUGCCUUUGAGUCAAAAGCGUUUGGAAAGCUAAGCGGCAUAGCGAAACUUUCUAAACUGAAUAACAAAAAAUAAAAAGAACGAAACAUACAAAAACAAAAACGAAUCGAAAUGUAUAGUCACUACUUUAAGUUAAAUUUUUACUUUCAACUAAAUAAAACAAUUUAAAAAAUUAAACAACAACAAAAAACACACACCACACACCGAAAGACACACAAAAAAAUAAACACACACAACAAAACACUUUCAUUGCUUUAGCCAGCAAUGUUAGCAGUUAAUAGAAAUCUAACCUUAAAAGCAACUGUAAAUAGAAUUUAGAAUUUUCGCAUUGUAUAGGAUUUUUUUCUUAUUUUUUUUUUGUUUUUUGUUUGUAAUUUAUUUCGUUCAUAACGCCAUUGCCAGGCAAAACUCACAAAAAGAGAAUAUUU